This is a messenger RNA of Podarcis lilfordi (Lilford's wall lizard), 67749 nucleotides long. Lineage: Eukaryota; Metazoa; Chordata; Lepidosauria; Squamata; Lacertidae. The record is from the annotation of a GenBank genome assembly.
AUGCCAACAUCCUCUUCAGGCCUCUCUUUAAUAACACACUUCUCCUAUGGUAAGACAAUCUUCUAUAUUCCACAUUCACGGCAAUGCACAGUUCUGCAGACUGCAGCCGCCUCUGCUCUCUCUGGGACGAAGCAGCGCUAUCCUUUAUGGGCAUGAUGUGUGUGCGCACCUCCCACAGAGCCUCUUCUGCCACAGCCUUUAAUGCAGGACAAAAGGAUAAUGUUAAAAAUCCCCCCUGCCAUCAUAAAUAUAGGUGGGAAAGAUUGGAUCUGAAUGAAACAGGAAUCCACAUCGUUUUUGUUGAAAGGUUAGGGAGAGACAUCUGUGAGCAGGAUCAAAUAGGAAUUUAGCAGCUUGUUUGUCGGCGCCAAAUGUUAGAGCGUUUGUUUAAUUAUGACAUUUCUAUUCUGUCUUCUCUUCUCCCACCCUUUUCUCUUCACAACAAUCCUGUGAGGUAGCUUAGGCUGAGAGAAGGUGAUGGGCCCAAGGCGAGACUGUGAGCUUUGUGGUGGCAGACUGAAGAUUUGAACCUGUCCUCAUCGGUCACUCUAACCAUUACUCAGUUUUAACCAAAGUUCUGUCCUCUUGCAGAAAAUCUGACAUAUAUAACAAAUUAAUCAAGACACAGCCUGCACUUGUUUUUAGCAGAGACACCCAGUUCUGGGACAUAUGAAAUAACCAGAAAGCAAAGUGUGCCUUGGAGCAUGUACAAAGUGCAUUUCUCGCACAGCAGAGCAGGGCCACAAACCACAGCAUAGGUGGGUAAAUAAAUUCAUCUCAGUCAAUAUUCUCUCUCUCUCUCUCUCUCUCUCUCUCUCUCUCUCUCACACACACACACACACACACACCCUUCUCUUUGUCUCUCUCAAGCCCACCCGCUUUUCUCUCUCAUUGCGUUGCAGCCAUUAUUACCCCGAAUGCUCUGUCUUCUUUUCUUCUAGGGCUAGAAGAAGCGAUAAGGGACGGGUCAGCCACGCUUGUCUGCUCCACAGAACUAUAAAUAUCCGGACACAUGGUAAGGGUGCAGACAGGGCAGGGAAGGGGGUGGGGGUGGGAGAGAGCCAUUGAAUAGCCAAUCCUUGCUGCAUACUAAGAAAGUACAGUUGUGGGGAGAAAGCAAAGCAGCUGUGGAGGGAGGAAGUUGGCAGCCCAUUUGAGAACCAAAUAGAAUACCAGACCCAGUCCCAAAUUGCAAGCAGACAUGUCUGGGGAAGACAGAGUUAAUUGGGAGAGAGACCUGGGAAAGGGCUGGCUGAAUCAAUAGAUCACACAAACACACAAAACUUAUUUACCUAAGCUCUCCCCCUUUCCUCUUUAAUCUUAAUACUUACAAUUUUGAUAUGUUUCUGUGUCAUACCAUUUCCUAAUUGCUUACAUAGGGUGAUAUCUCAGCUCUGUAAAAAAAUACCUGUAAAAGCGUAUUCAAAUCACUUUCUUUCCCUCAAAGAAUUAUGGGCCUUGUAGUUUACCUCUCACAGAGUUACAAUUCCCAGCAGCCCUUAACAAACUACCGAGCCCAGAAUUCUUCGAGGGAAAGAAUGGGCUGUAUAUGCAGCCUAAGUCCUACUCAGAAUAGUACACCCACUGAAACCAAUAGACAAAUCAGAUAAAAGUGUAGUUGUUCACCACAAGGAGUUAUGGGUGAUCUUCAAUUAUAGUCAUCUCAGAAAUCAGCAGACUGAAUCAAUGGACUCUACUCUCUGAACAAGACUAAGAUUGAAUAUCACCCAUAAUUCUUUGGGUGCAUUAUUAUCUUUUUUAAAGGAUUAUAGUUAGUUAAAGUUAGUUAGUUAUACACCAGUUUUCCCCCUCACGGGACUCAAUGUAGUUUACAGCUAAAAAUAGGAACUGCUAAAAAUAUAGAAGAAACAAUCAUUUAAGAACAAUUAAACACUGAAUUAUAAACAAUUAAACACUAGAAUUAUAUAUAUAUUCUAUUAAAGCCACACCAGUAAUUUCAAUAAAAACACUGGAGUCAGAUGGGCAGAUUAUCUGCCCAUCUGAAUGGGGUGUUGUUGUUGCUGUUAAUAUUUAUUACUAUAAAUGUUGUUGUUGUUAAUAUUUAUUACUAUAUUUGUUGUUGUUGUCACUGCUUUUUUUCUGGGGGCACGCAGGGGUGUGCCUACCCCUAAACAUUUUGUGAAUCUAAGUUUGGCCUGAUUGAGGGGCAGUAUUUCAAUAUGAGUGGGAAAAUGAGAGUACCCCUAAACAUUUUUUAAAGAAAAAAGCACUGGUGGUUGUUAUUUUAAGGUACCCAUCUCCUGGGGCUCGGUCUGAAACAGGUUCAACAUAUCUUAACCUCUCACAACCUGUCUUUGGUGCCUUUCUUUCCUCCGAAGUGCUAUUUGCUACCACAUCAGCCUCUGGGAGUUAUAGUACACUACUGUACUGUGUACAUACUGGGAAAAGAAAACCAUGAGCCUCUUUGUUCCGGCACCAGGGGGCGCUGUUUUAUCACAUGUGCACGGAACAGGUUUUCUCUUGCGCAAUCCCCAUAGAAAUGAAUGAGCCGGUGCUCCAGAAUGCAGAGUCGAUGCAAUCUCCUGUUCCUUUCAGAAGGGCUUGCGCAAAAAUAGGCCCAGUGGUAGACUGUGCUAAUUCUUUCUCGUUCUUAUCUGUUCAGCCUCAUCUCUGCUGCUGGACACCUCUUGGGUACUUGGUAGGAGGGACUGACUCUCUUGAAUGGUUUGGGUGGGAGGGCGGGCUCUUCUACUUUUAUAGCUAUUUAUAUAUUUCUUUAUUUAAACAUUUAUAUCCUGCCUUUCUAAAACAAGCACACACAACAGACACAAUGGUUCUUAUCUAGCUGGCAAUCUUUCCAAAACCAGAGGCGAUUCAAAGAGACGCAUUCAAAGCUGCUGUGCUAGCUUCCUAUGUGUUAUCAGCGCUGCAGAAGAGAUUUUAGCCGGUUUGACUGUUCAGUGGUACCUCGGGUUACAUACGCUUCAGGUUACAUACGCUUCAGGUUACAUACGCUUCAGGUUACAGACUCCGCUAACCCAGAAAUAGUGCUUCAGGUUAAGAACAGUUUCAGGUUAAGAACGGACCUCAGGAACAAAUUAAGUACUUAACCUGAGGUACCACUGUAUGCUGAUACAUGGUCAAUCCACAUGACGUUUGGGACUAUGGUUCAUAUGUGCACAUGCCGUAUUUCACUUUGUAAUUGAACUGCAAGUUCCAGGUGGCUGUGAUUACACUACGUGGUCAAAUCCAAAGGCCCUUUGCAGUUUGUCCACCUGAUUUAACUGCUAGAUGAUGAUGAUGAUAAUAAUAAUAAUAAUAAUAAUAUUUAUACCCCGCCCAUCUGGCUGGGUUUCCCCAGCCACUCUGGGCACCUUCCAACAAAAGAUUAAAAAUACAUUAAAACAUCAGUCAUUAAAAAAUUCCCUAAACAGAUGUCUUCUAAACGUCAGAUAGUUGUUUAUUUCUUUGGCAUCUGAUGGGAGGGCGUUCCACAGGGUGGGCGCCACUACCAAGAAGGCCCUCUGCCUGGUUUCCUGUAACCUCACUUCUCACAGGGAGGGAACUGCCAGAAGGCCCUCAGAGCUAGACUUCAGUGUCCGGGCUGAACGAUGGGGGUGGAGACUCUCCUUCAGGUAUACUGGGCUGAGGCCGUUUAGGGCUUUAAAGGUCAGCACCAAGUCUUUGAAUUGUGCUCGGAAACGUACUGGGAGCCAAUGUAGGUCUUUCAAGAUCGGUGUUACGUGGUCUCGGCGGCCGCUGCCAGUCACCAGUCUAGCUGCCGCAUUCUGGAUGAAGAAUUCUUUGUAACUUCCAGCUGACAGCGAACUGCUCCGCAAACAAUUUUUCUUUUUAAGAACAAUUUUAUUGUAAGUUUUAAAACUACAUUAACCAGUAAAAUUCAAACUCAUUUAUAAGAAAAGACAAACCACAACUGCACAGAAAAGAAAAAGAGAAAGAAAUAAUAGCGAAAGGAUAACUAAGAAGAUCCUUUAUCACAUUUAUAUUGUGCAUAACAUAUCAUUUAUCCACACACAGAAAGCCAGACUCCACCAGCUCCACCAAUAAUUCUGUGUGACAUAAAAAAAGUGGCAUCCUUCUAUCUAGAGUAGCAGGUCUUGGGCAUUUUUUAAAGCUGUGUCUCACCAUCUUUCUUAAGCCAUGCUGAGCACAUGCACCUAUUUGGGUUCCGAUGAAGUUUCCGCUUUCCAUUUUUUGCUCAUGAGCUUUGCAGGUGGCAAGAAUCUGCCUUGAGCGUCACACAGAUAAAUAUAGCGUCGCACACAUUUAAGUGCAUCAUCGCUGUGGAUGGAGGACUUUGUUGAGUCACUUCUACCUCUAAAAGUAGUCCGGGGAACCUUUCCUUUAGGCCCUGCCCCAGAUAACCUCAUUUACUGCGAUUCCCUUCGCUGCCUCCUGUGGAGUUUUUGCUGUGUCACACAGGCAACCUGACCCAGGCCUAGAAAUCAGGAGUGGAGCCACACACCUUUAUCCCACAAGGGGGCAGAGUAGCUUUGGCAAGACAGACCGCGGCAAGAGCUGUGGGCUUCGAUAAUCACAGCGCUGUGUAGAAAGCUGAAAGUUGAACUCCCUUAUGGCUCCGUCUAGCUCAGUAUUGUCUACAGUGAUGGACAGCAGCUCUCAAAAGUUUCACAGUCUUAUGUGGAGAUGCCUGCUAUUGAUUGUGGGACCUCCUGAAUGCAAAUGAGGUGCUCUACCCCUGAGCUACAACAUACCCUCCAACAUCUCUCCAAUGAAAGUAGGUAAAGGUACCCCUGACCGUUAGGUCCAGUCGUGAACGACUCUGGGGUUGCGGCGCUCAUCUCGCUUUACUGGCUGAGGGAGCUGGCGUUUGUCCGCAGACAGCUUCUGGGUCAUGUGGCCAGCAUGACUAAGCCGCUUCUGGCAAACCAGAGCAGUGUACGGAAAUGCCGUUCACCUUCCCGCCGGAGUGGUACCUAUUUAUUUACUUGCACUUUGACACGCUUUCAAACUGCGAGGUGGGCAGGAGCAGGGACUGAGCAACGGGAGCUCACCCCAUCGCAGGGAUUCGAACCGCCGAUCAGCAAGCCCAAGGCUCUGUGGUUUAGAUCACAGCGCCACCCGUGUUCCCAGUGAAAAUAGGGAUAUCCUAUUUCAUGGGUAUGCAAACUAAGGCCCGGGGGCCGGAUCCGGCCCAAUCGCCUUCUAAAUCCGGCCCGUGGAUGGUCCGGGAAUCUGCGUGUUUUUACAUGAGUAGAAUGUGUCAUUUUAUUUAAAGUGCAUUUCUGGGUUGUUUGUGGGGCCUAGCUGGUGUUUUUACAUGAGCAGCAUGUGUGCUUUUAUUUAAAAUGCAUCUCUGGGUUAUUUGUGGGGCAUAGGAAUUUGUUCAUUAUUUCCCCCCCAAAAUAUAGUCCAGCCCCCCCCCCCAAGGUCUGAAAAAGUUUGCUGACACCUGUGACCUAUUCCAUAACAAAUUGUUAUUAUAUUUAUACCCUGCCCACCUGACUGGGUUGCCCCAGCCACUCUGAGCGGCUUCCAAUAUACAAAAACGUAAUAAAAUAUUGAAGAACUUCCCUAUACUGGGCUGCCUUCAGAUGUCUUCUAAAGGUUGUAUCUCCUUAUCUCCUUGGCUCAUAACUCUACACCCUCUGACGUUUCAGGGACAUCCGAAGGAGAAGUGGGACAUUCCAGGAUCAAAUCAGAAACUGGGAAGGCUUCUGUAAAUCCAGGACUGGAUAAUAGGGACACCUGGAAGGUCUGCUACAACGGCCUUUCCCUGCAAACUGGGUUAGGUGUGAGGAGGCCUGUUCACACUGCCAUUUUUGCAGUGCAUGAUGUCCUCAGCAAAUUUAUCUCAAAUGGACGCGCACUGUAGUGUGCUGAAAGUGAGAUCCUACAUGUGCUGGCAGAUGUGGCUGCUAUGCGCUCCCCUGGUUAUUUGAAUUAAGCUCUGAGCAAGGGGUUAAUGCAGCGAAAUGUCAUGGAUCCGAGUUGCUGAGGAUAUAUUUCAGUGCCGGAUUGAAAUGGGUCCAGCUUUGUCCAGACUUCGUUAUACUUCAAAAUGCACCACCGCACCAGUGCCCAGAAAUAAUGUGCACUGGCUUGAAUGGGACUUACUCCCAGCAACCUGUGUAUAGGAUUGUUGCUGGGGAACAGAGCAAUCCCAAGCCCUGACUGGGAACGGAAACACAACAACCACUGCCAUCAAAAGUCUUGCUAGCGCAGGAUGACCAGGACAAAAAAGAGGGUGUUGUGUUUUUCUAAUUUUCUGCUAUGCCGGCUCCAAGCUAGAAGAAGCUGAGAGGCCUGAGAUGGUCCCCUCUCCAGGGAUGAAGCACCUUAGGAUCCAGCGGAUACAUGGCUGGCUAUGCUCCACCCCAUAACAUCUAGUUUCACAGCCUUCCACUAGCCAACACCAGUGGGAAUGUCGGUGGAGGGGCUCCCUGACCCUAGCUGUCAACUUUCAGAUUUGAAAAUAAGGGAUCAGCAGCGUCGAAAAUAAGGGAUCAGCAGCCUCACCUGUCCAGGGGACCGUCUACGGGAUAUCUAACAAUCCAGGAUAGCAGCGGGAAACGGCACUGAAUUAAGGGAAUUUCCUGCAAAAAAAAGGGAAGGUUGACAGCUAUGUCCCUAACCCUGGCCCAGAGGCUGAUACAACCCAGAGCAUGGGCGCAUCUGUUACAUCCUAAAUCCACCCAACAGCAAGGAUCAGGGUGUUAAGUUUGCAUCUUAAACUCUACUUAUUACUGGAAUUUGGUUUUUAAAAAGUUUCCAAACCGCCCUUCGCCCAGUGGAUUCCAGGGCAGUAUACGAAAAGCUUUAAAAAAGGGGAUUCAUAUAAAAUACAAUUAAAGAACAUUUUUUGGAACUAAGAGGCAGCAAAAGCUAUAAAUAUGUUUAUUAUAUAUUUAUUAUUUAGCACAGUAAUUAUGAGGACCAAAAAGAAAAACAACACAGCCUACUUUAAUCAUCAUCAGCUAAGAUAAUUGUGCUAAACGCAGAAACAAGUUAGUUCACUGUUAACUGUCAGACAGCGAAAUUAACUUUAAUCCUUUAAACGUUUCAGCAAUGUCAGGGAAAGUUUCUGUAAACGCAAACUAUUCGUGGAACUACUGUUCUUUGUCACAUUUAUACUGAAACACCAGGAUCAGCCUAUAAUUUUGUAAAACAUGUGAAAUUGUAACAGAAAUCAAGCAAGCAACUAUGAAAAAAGGCAGUUGCACACCAUUCUUUAAGUAUCAUCACUUCAUGGGAUACUGGGCUGUGGUAAUUUCCAGACGACCGGUUUUUCCACGUUCAUCUUAAUUUGGACAAUUUGCAGAGGUUUUGUUCCCUUAAACGUUGAUAGAAUUAAAACGAUAUACAUGCAUACAUACAUAAGCACUCACACAGUAUUAAAUCCCUCCAGACAUGCAUCGGGCACCCCUUCUGCAGAGAGACACUUACAGGAAGCCCUUAAGCAUUAUUACUAAUUUAUUACUUGGCAGCGCAAGUUUUCUGAGUACAGAGUUUGGGAGUCCCUAGUUUUGCGGGUGAAGGAGAGAAACUGCAGAGGAGAAAAUGCGUGACCCUUGGGGGGGAGAGAGGUUUUGGGGGAAAGCUGGGGGGGUCCUAGCUUCUGACGUAAUCCCAAUCCCCCUCCCAGCAGACAAUAGACCCCAUUCAUCCUUCUUCCUCGCCCCCCGCCCCUCUCACGAUCUGUUCACACACAAAGAAACCCAUUCAGCGCCCAAGAGGGCCCAGCCGCUCUCCUGCCUCUGGUUGGUGGAUUCCCCUGUCACUCAUUCUAUUCCCCCACCCGAAAGGGGUGUGUCGCUGCCCCCUUUCAGCCUAUCUUUGUCUCGCUGUCAGAUUUUCCCCCCCUCCCCGCCACCAGCGGCGCCGCUGCCACUCCCUCUUUUUUGCGAUUGGCCGCGGUGGGCGUGGCCACGACACCGGGACUCCGCCCCCCCGCCCGGGGCUGCUCAGUUGCGGUUGGGCCUUGGAGGUGUCAACAUCUCUCUCUCGCUCCUAUCUGCUAAGGUACAGUGCAGCCUUGUCCAGGGCCCUCUUCUUCCCUCUGCGCUGCCCUUCUCUCCUUGGUCGAGUCUCUCUGUCUCAUUGACGGCGGCUGGCAAGGGGCUCUGCCAAGGUCUGGGGAGUGGGAGGGGCAAGGGGGUCCGCGUGCCUGUGCAUUUUUUGCCUUAAUCAUAGUAGCGUGCUCCAAAUUGUUGAUCGGGUUCCUUAGAGGGGUUGAUCCUUUGUGGGGUGAUCUUUCUUAAAUGACAGAAAAUGACAUUGCAUGAUGGGGAGGGGGGUGGGGAUUUGUUUAGAUUUGUCUUCUGCUCAUCCCCAGAUGAUAAAUCAAGUUUCCCCCGCCCCCGCCCACCCCCCGAUCUUUCUGCCUCGGCUUCUGCUGCUUCUGAUCAUGUUUUCUCUGCGGAUCUGUGCACCGGUGUUGCUUCCUUUAUAUGUGUCCAGCGAGAGAGCGAUGCGUGGCUUUCCAUCCCUCAAUCUGUUCUCUUCAUUCCCUUCCCUAUGUCUCUCUUAUACAUGACUCCAUCUGCCUGCCCGUCCCUCCAUCCAUCUAGCCCUUCAUUGGUGGCCAGCCAGAGAAUGUCAGCUGCUGAAUUUCUGCAGGGUUCCUUCUGAUGCUCUCCUCCCUCCUCCAUUCCCGCCUACACCCUAUUCUGGGCUUUGCUCAGGUAUGAAUAUGCAGUCCUUUCUUGCCUUUGAGCCUGUGACCCGGUAGCGUUAAAUAAAAAAAAACUCACCCAAACCUACUGAGGAUGUAAAUGGGAUGGAGGCAACUAUUCCUGCCAAGGAAAAAUACCUACAGCACUGUACUGCAAAGGCCUCUGGUAAGGUGUUUUUGCCGAGGCUUGGUGAGUGGAAACAGAACCGUUAAUGUAAAGAGAAAUGGAAGGUUGUAAAGGGGACUUAAUCCGAAGAGGUUUGGAAUGACAAUGGAAGAUGGCACUGCAGAAGGAUGUGGAAUAUGGGUGCAGUUUGUAACCCUCGUACACCUGGAUUUACUGGCAAGAAUAGGCCUGUCUCCCGUCUCCCAAGGUGGCUUGGCAAUGCAGGCUUCCCACUGCAAAGAGUUCUCUGCAAGAAGUGGAAUUCUCAAGGAUAAUGUGAUUCUGUGUGGCCUCUACAUUUCUAUAUAUCUGCCAUGCUCUAGUAGCGGGGAGACCGUUGGGUGGUUUCAGCGGCUGAAUGUGUCACCCAGUGAACCGAAAGCAUGAUUGCAUGCCUGCAUUCAUUGCACAUUGGGAUAAAGGUGCUGGAAUUUCUGAGUAUUAUGCCCAAAAUAAUAUAAAGCAUUUCAGGAAUGCAGCGGAGUGUUUUCAUGCUGAAAAAGUGAGGUAUUUGUAGUUUGGGGUUUUGUUUUGUGGUGGGUUUUUUUUUGGUGAUUUUCUUUUGCAUGUGUCUAACCUCUAAUUCAAGACAGCUGAAAGAGCCAUCUGAAUUUAAUCAAGCCAAUUACAGAGUUUUAUCUAAAAGUCCACUAAAAUGCUCAGAUUUGAUCUGCAAAUCCGAGGAAUGCUUAGCAUUUGGAACUUGCUGUGUCAACAGAAUGGUGAAUUCCAGAGGGGUGUGUGUGUGGCUGUGUUAGUCUGUUGUAAUGAAAACAGCAAAGAGUCAUGUGGCUAAUGAUUUAUUUUUUUUGGGUGGCAUAAGCUUUUGUGGACUAGAACCUAAUUCAUUAAAUGAAUUGGCAAAAUAGUUGCAACCCUUCCAUUGGCCCAGUUCGCAUGUAACACUAAGCUAAACUAUAGCUUAGUGUGUGUGAUCAAAUCUUGCAAGAGCCUGGAGAGGAGAUACUUGCCCACGUUGUUCCUCUCCUGUGGUUUCGCUGCUGUGCUAAGCCAAGGCAUGAUUUAGCUCAGUGUGUUAUUCAGGUCCAGGCUCAUGGUUUAGCUGUUCCAGGCAAACCAUAAGCAAUAACCAAGGUUUGUCCUAAAGUCUACAGCCAAUGGUUUGCCUAGGAGAGUUAAACCAGGAGCCUGGACUUAGGCAACACAAUAAACCAUAGCUUAGCUCAAGUGGGUACGACCUCCUCUUUCAAGAUCCUGUACACUUGAUCAUGGUUUGGCUUAGUGUAGUGUGUGAAUGAGGGCAUUGUGUGCUGUGUGUGUUCUAGUGUCCCUCACUCCCUUUAAAUGUCUGAAGGAUUUAUUUUGACAGAUGAUUUGGUUUCUGGAUUAUAUGACCCUCAACACUCACCAGGCCUUUCAUAAAGUCACAUUCAUCUGUUCUUAAAACUGAGACAUGCAAGUGGGAAAGGCAGACUUACUGUUCUAAUGAAAAGUUGAGGAUGCCUGUUUCGUUGUGGUUUAGUACAGAAAGUUAAUAUACUUGAGUCUUAAGAACUAUCUUUCUUUUAUCAUGCCUGCCACUCAACAAAAUGUGGGAUGCGUCGCUCAAAAGGCAUUUGCUGGCCAUUAGUUAGCAGCCAGGAAGCGCUUUGUGUCCAAAGAGGCUGUCUGUCUGAUUUCAUAACCCUGGAGAGGUGAAUAUUUUCAGCUGAAGUGGGCCAGUGGAAAUGGUGGUGACGGUGGGUUUAUUUCCUGAUCCUUGAUGUCACAUGUGUUUUUCAUAUUUCUGUGAACUGUGGCCAGAGAUUUAAGGCAGACUUUUUUAUGGGGAAGGUGGUAGAAGAGGAGUAGUUUGAGGAGACACGUGGUAAUUGAUGUUGGGAUGUUCAGCAGUGGGCCGGACGGUGAGCAUUUCGUUCCAAAUUCUUGAAGGAGAGAGGGCUGCAGGGGUGGUUGCGGUGCUGUACGUAAUGCUAGACAUUACACAAAUCAAAGAGGCUUUUUUGCUUUUUUUAUUUUAAAAAAGAAGUUAAUUCCAAGUAAUCCUGGUUUCAUGUUGAGCUGGGGCUAGAACCGAGAGAGAUCUAGUUAAAACCCUCCCCACACAGCCGUGUCUCCUCUGGGCUUGAGCACCAAACAGUUAUGUUGUCGGCAACCCGGUAUUUAUAGCUGCAACGGGCGCCUUUACACCAUGGAGGCAGCCUGCUCCCUGCCCCCCACCUCCCAACCCUCCCAGCUCAGUCCUAAACUUGGAACAGGGAUUUUGGCAGAAAGGUCUGGAUACGUUGGGAGUCAUAUGAGCCGGCCGGCAAAACAAUUAGCAGGCGUGUCGUGAGCUCUGCAGAAAGGGGUGGAGGGGGGACGUAAUGUGGGAAGACGCAAAAGUGGCACACACGCCACACAUAUGUGGGGAGUGACACACAUUCAAGUCGGGUUUGUUAUUUCACUCUGUGACUGUGAUAGUUAUAAAGAUAGUGGCCGUCACCCCAGAGAGGCCCAGGGUUCUUGGGAGUCCUGGCUCCCAGCCACUUGGCUAGAACCCACAUAGCUCCCCAUCCUGUUUCCAGAUGAAUCCAGGAGAGUCCUUUCUCCCUGUCCUCUUGCUCUGAUGCAGGCUUCCCCAACCUGGUGCCCUCCGGAUAUAUUGGACGCAUCAGCAAGGCAGACAGCUCUGAUGCAUCUGGUGCCAUCUUUCCUGUCACAUAGCUCAGGACUAAUUUCUACAAACUCUUCUGUGUUCCUUUCCUUACUUGCCUCUUGGACAGGUAUGGAGACCCUGCAGCCGUUCAGUUGCUACUGAACUACAACUCCCAUCAUCCCUAGCUACUGGUGACACUUGCAGGGCUGAUGGGAGUUGUAAGUUAGCCGCAUCUCAGAGGGGCAAAGGCUCCUCACGCCUCCUCUUGGGGAAUCCAGGACGCUAGUCUCCUGACAUCUCUUAUAGCCUUCCCUCAAGAAAGCCAACUAUCCUGACUCCCAGAUUCCUCCUACCUUUAAAUCUUGGCUAGCCAAAUAAUGAAUUGAGGUUCAUUUUGGAAAUUUGGUGGGUGGAGAAGGGGCUGCUGCUGUACCCCAUAAGGAAAAGGGCACAGAAUUCCCCAGGGACCCAUAUAGUGGAGUCCUAGAAGGGGAACUGGUGACCCAUCUGCACUACACAUUUAAGGCAGUAUUAUACCACUUUAAGCAGUCAUGCUCCCCUAAAGAAUCCUGGGUAAUUUGUCAAGGCUGCUGAGAGUUGUUAGGAGACCCCAUUCCACUCACAGAGCUACAGUUCUCAGAAUCUUUUAACGCUCAAUCCCUCUUUCCAGGGAACUCUGGGAAUUGUAGCUCUCUGGAGGAGAUGGGGAUCUCCUAACAACUCUCAGCACCUCUUAACAAACUACAGUUCUCUGGAUUCUUUUAGGGAAUUGGUGACUGUUUAAAGUGGUACAAUACCGUUUAAAAUGAAUAGAUCAGAUGGAGACUGAUCAGAUGGGGAUGUGGGUGGCGCAGUGGUCUAAACCACUGAGCCUCUUCUAGGGCUUGCUGAUCGGAAGGUCGGUGGUUUGAAUCCGCCCAAUGCGGUGAGCUCCCGUUGCUCUUUCCCAGCUUCUGCCAACCUGGCAGUUCGGAAGCACACCAGUGCAAGUAGAUAAAUAGGUACCGCUGCGGUGGGUAGGUAAACGGUGUUUACAUGCGCUCUGGCUUCUGUCACAGUGUCCUGUUGCUCGAGAAGCAGUUUAGUCAUGCUGGCCACAUGACCCAGAAAGCUGUCUGUGGUCAAACGCCAGCUCCCUCUGCCUGAAGCGAGAUGAGCGCCGCACCCCAAAGUCGCCUUUGAUUGGACUUAACUGUCCAGGGGUCAUUUAGCUUUUUUUAAAAAAAACCUUUAUACACUUGAAAUGUCAUGAGGCCUACCUGGAUGUGGAGUGAAAUGGCAUUUAUAUAGUGUUCAUUGACCUUGCAGCGGGGGGACGGGGGUCCUGUGGCCCUUCAGAUGUUGGACUCUUAAACUCCCAUCAUCCCUGACCAUUAGCCAUGCUGGCCAGGCCUGAUGGGAGGUGGGAGUCCAACAAGAGUGGGAGGCCCACAGAUGUCCCCACCCCUGGUUUAGGUUUUACAUAAACCACACCGCAAUCUCAAUAUAUUCAGUUAAACACAGCAAAAAAAAGAUAACGUAGAGAUGUGCUCCCUGAAGGGUGUAGGUAAAUGCAUGUAUUUGAACCAAGUAUGUCGGUUUUGCAGAUAAUUAUUGAAUGGAUGGCCCCCACUUCCUGUUCUGACCAGCUGUUCCUCUUCCCCUCCCUGCAGAGGCAGCUGCCAUAGUAUUUUACCUCAGAAACACAGCACUGGGGGUAACAUGGCUGCUUUCAAGGCCUACUCUCCCUCCCUCCGUGCCCAUAAUCCCUAAAGCAGUCAUGGAGCUUUGGGGUGCAGCCACCAUUGCGCAGCCUAAAAGUGCCAUGCUAUGUUGAUAUCUCUGCUCUUGUCUCUCUGCUCAUGGUCUUCUAAAUUAAAAAGCAGAGAGAGGAGGGAUUAGCUUGCAGGUUCAACAGAAGCUGCAGUGAGGAAUUGGUCCCUGUGUUCCUCUCCCUUCCACACCAAGAGAUACCGUGGCAGGAAUAUCUGCUAGGACUCAGCCAAGUACAAGAAGGAUUUACUUUGUUUGCUGUCACUGUUUCCCUUGGGCCCCGGGAGCAGUUGCGGUGACUACGGCUGUGCUGCUGAGUUUGUGUUGCCUCAAAGAGCCUGAGAUCCUUGUGGCAGAGGGCAGCUGGAGAGGGAGCCUUAGCAGUGCUGAGACAGCUCUCCAUAGACGCAUCUUCCCGCCUCCUUUUGGUAGCCUUGAAAAGCUAAAACCACUGAGAUAGGUGUGGCAUACUUUUGUCCGUGGCUCUUGCUUGCCUAGGAGAGUCGGUGUGGUAUAGUGGUUAGAGUUUCCGACUAAGACUUGAGAGAUCGGGGUUCAAAUGCCCCUACCCACACACCCUAGCCAUCAAUCUCACCUCAGGCUGGUCACAGAGAGGCGGAGAAUCAUGUAUGCCACCUUGAGCUCCUUGGAGAAGAGGAGGGCUACAAAUGUAGUCAACAAAUGAAAGCAAUUUAUUUUUUUGUUGCUUGGUUUGUUGGUCGGUUAUUCCGCUGCAUUAUGUGGACGGUGUUAGAAAUUAGCCAGGUGCGUUUUACGACUGACGCCGAUCCAAUUGUGACCAUGUGGGCAUCUCACGGUGCCAAGUUAGUGACUGGGGAAAGCAAAAUGUCACUUAGAGAAGGAUCUGAAAUGUUUUCCUUGAAGCUUGAAUUUGUUUUAUUCUCGAUUGUUUUAUACAAUAUUUUAAUGUGUUGUAAACCACUUGGAGAUUUAAAAAUAUAAAGUGGUAUAGAAAUGAAAUUAUUAUUAUUUGCAAAAAAUGGCACCUAGACAUUCCAUUGCAGCAACUGUAACCUAGGUUUAAGGUGCCAUUUGGCAAUAAGAUUAUAUAUCUGUGUUUCUAACACUGCAUGUCAGAUGGAAAUCGUUCACUUGGCUUCCUUUUGGCCAAACGCUGGUCAACUUUGUUUGCUGAACACAAAACAAGUAAGGCCUGUGUGUGUGUGUGUGUGUGUGUGUGUGUGUGUUUGUGUGUUUGUGUUUGAAGUGUCUUGAAAUUGUAGAGGGUUCCCCACUAGUCAACGCUGGUAAUGGGAAACAGCCUCCUUGGUUUCUUGGGAGUUGGGGGAGCGGGCUAUGAUGUUGUGCUAGGAGGAGGUGGGCAGAUAGUUCCCAUCACUGCUGCCUUUGAUUUUUGGGUUGUUGCCACAACAAGAAAGUUUGACAGGUGAGAAGCAGAAGGUGAUGACUCCCAACACAAAUAGGUUCGAGCGGGUGGCUGAGAAUCAAGCAGAGCGUGCAAGUCAGGCACCGCCUUCUGGGGGUUUAAGGAGCCUCCGAAAUUGGGGAGGCAGCCACACCAAAAAUAUUCCGGUCAUCCCAAGCAAAACAAACUCCUGUGGCUAUCUUAACUAACAAUUAUAGGACGAUUUCAUCCCACGGGAUGCUGCUUCCCGCUCUUAACCCACUCAAGCCCAGUUUCCCUCUCUCCGCUCUCUGCCCAGGAUUCCUCCCCUGCCCUCCAUCUCUGUCUCAGGAGGAGCCCUCCCGGCCUCGAGUGCCCAGGAAUCCUGGCUCCCAGCCUCUCCCUCCUCAAGCAGUAGGCAUCAACCACUCCCUUCUCGCUUCUCAUCUUCAACCAGCUUUGAAGAUGAGAUACUUCAACUGGCACCUCUGCACAGAUCUGCGUUUUCUGCCUCUUUAGCCAUGCCGCGCCCCAGAGGGAGACGCAUUUGGAACCAAUUACCUCUGGGCAUGGUGCCACUCAGUGCGGCUUCCUUUUGGAAUAUCCGGGCCAGAUCAAAAACCCACAGGGCCUAAAAGCCCUGCAUGUCCCCCCUCCGCCCUGAGAUUUUUCAGUAUGGUGCAAAUGUCUAACCCAAAUGUCUCUUUAUAUUUCUUCCAUGCAUCUCCCUCCCUCCCUCUCUCUCUGCCUCUCCUAACCCACAGUGCCCGCCCAUCAACAUUUCUCUCAUUGUCCGUUUGGUGCCGGAAAGGCGAGGGCUCGAAGUUGUGCUCUUCAGGUUGCCGUGCUUGCCAAUACCAGCUGGGCUGUGGGUUUUCAAGGGCAUUCUUGCGAUUCCAUUGCGGGUGCUGCCAAUCUCAAACCAACAGGCGAGCGCCAGGGGGCAUUGGCAGGGCAACCUCCAUAAAGCAGAGGGGAGGGAGGAACUUUACCUCCUUUGACCAACUCCCCCCCCACAAAAAAAAACACAACACAAAUUUUGGGUCAUAUUGUCCUUUACUUGUUUCAGCCCACUGUGUGCUCCCCCAGUUUCCCCAUCUCUGUGGAGGCUUCUUUUACUGUCCCAUUCUUUCUGGCACAUCCCUGGGACACAGGACGCAGAAACACCCUUUGAUCGUUGCGACUCCUUUCCUCUACACCUCCCUUCACCAAAGAUUGCGUCCCCUUCCUGGGAAAGAUGUUGUAUUAGCUCACUUGCAAAUGUGUUCCCUCGCAUGGGUUUUAAAUAAAUAAUCUGCUUGCUGCAAUCCAUGAGGUGUAGCAUGAAAUAAAUAAAUGAUUCACCUACUAUUUAAAAUGAGUCUUGUGAUGAUCAUAGCUACAUUUGGCUCUCUCGAGAAUCCAGGCAUGUAGGGGUCACAACAAGACCUCCUGAGCUUUCUCUGCCAGAUCCCGCUUCCUUCCCAGAAAACCUCGUGUGUUCAGGUUCCCAGAUCUCAUUUGCCAACUCCAGAACGGGGUCUCUGCAGUUGUCCUUUUACCAUCAGGAUAACGUGAAGGCAGCAAAGUUCAGCUCUUUGCCUUGAAAAGUUUCACCUGUUGAUUUGUGCAUUGCACACCUCUGUUGAGGAACUGGCUGGGUGUGUGCUUUGUUUCUUCAGGGCCUUUGGGCAACCCCAACAUCCCCUACUACUCUCUAGUUUUGAGUUCUGUGCCACAAUAAGGCUCCAACCUUUUUUCUUCUUCCCUGGCCUUCAAAUUCAUCAAAUGACACUUUCCCCCAGGAUUGCAUCCCCAUGUUGGGGAAAACCUGGUUAAUUUCUGUCUGUCUCAGGCAACUGCUAAAAAGCACAAGAGCUCCACUAAGGGGGGGCGGGGGGAGACAAUUAUAGCCUGUGUGCUGGAGCUUGAAUGAAAAAUGCCUCAGUAAGUUCCAAACUUCUCUCUCCCUCCCCUCUUUGACCGGCUUCUUCUUUUUGUGGGGUUUGGAGCCUGUGGGAGAUUCUAGGACCAGAGACCGUCAUAGGAAUCUUUUUGCUCUGUCAAGGCCUCGAGGGGCCUGAGGCAAUUGUUUGCCACCACCCUAAUGGCCUCACCCUGGGAUUGCUCAGCAAAUUAAUUAGCUAACGAGGGCGCAGCUGGCUCGUUAGUGCCACUUGGCUGGGCACUGUUUGGCAGGACUUGAUGUUGCUUGACGCUGCUCUUGCCUCAGACUUGCCUGGUUCGGGUGUUGUCCAAUCCCCUCUGGUGGGGUGGGAGUGGGGCCUGGUGGGAGACAGACAGCACGGGAUGUGCUGGAAAGCCGGGGCGAUGUUCUGCCAGAAAUGAAGAGAAAAGAAAAAGUUGCCCGGGGCAGGCGAGGGCUGGAGCCAGGACUCCUGGGUUCCUUUUAGGCAAGGACUGCAGCUUAGUGGUUUAGAGCAGUGGAACAGCGAGCCCGGACUCCUGGGUUCUUUGGGCAUAGAGUUGGGCCUAGUGCUGUGGUUGCCUUUCCCUCUGUAGACAGUAGGUGUGGUACUUUGAGGGCUGGGCCUGUGCAGAUAAUUGUUUCCACACCUUAUUGGUAAACGGGCCUAUAAAACAGCCAAAGCUCUGGGGUUCCCAAAGUGUAUGUUUCAGUAAAGGGGUCAGUAGAGCCAGAAGUCCUCUGGUUAUUUUGCAAAGGGGCAGGGGGCUGGUUACCUUAGUCUGGAGAUAGCAUGUUUAAGGAAAAAUGGCAGUGUAAGAGUAAGAGAGAGAGAAAGAUCUGGUUAGCUUAGAAGAGGAGUGAUCACCCAGGGCGUUUUAAUUUAUGUCAGUGUUUAGAAUAUGGCACCACUGUUGGUUCGAAAUUAAUUCAAAGUAAACAGGAGUGAGCUUGUUUAUGCCUUGUAGAAUGUACUAGACAUGGAGAAAUAAGGUAUUUCAGGGUUCUCUGGAAGGAGAGGAGAGGAAACAUCAGCAUUAAAAGGGAAAGGAAAAAAGGAGCAACCUGGGAUGUAUGGUUUUUCUCUGGUGCCAGCACAUUAGUGCUGCUGGGUUCUUGGGCAGGGGUGCGGCAGCUUCGGCAGGUGGUUGCCAGGCACAGGUACACUCAGCAGGCUGCACCUGCCUUGGUUGGCAGCCAAAGGGCGUCACCUACCACCCUUUGCUCUUUGUGGGAAUAUGUGGAGCUGCUUUCCCUCCCCCACCGUAGCACCACACAGACUUUUCUCUCUUUUUCUUUUUCUCUCUCUCUCUUCUGUCCCCCCUCACUUUCCUGCAUAUCUCUACAUCGGAGAGCAAGGUGCCCAACCGGCAGCCCUUGCCCACCUUUCCUGUUGCACCGAGCUCUCUCAGUUGCACCCACCCUUCCUGAAAUAGUUGAAUUCCUAGCAACUGACAGAUCAGAGCGGAGGCAGAUCAAAGACCAGGUUGUUUUGUGUGUUUAUAUCCUGCUUUUCUUCUGCCUUGGAACUCCAAGGCUGUGGCUGGUUCCAAGUCUGAGGGGGCUGUCAGGAGUACCUCUCCCGGUGAGUUAUUCUCUCCUAUGUUGGUAGGUCUCCCUUGGGCAUAAGUGGCGGUGGGCGAUCUCAUUUGUUCCCUGUGACUCUUAAUGGAGGUCCUGGAAGCUGCCAUUUUGAUUUCCCACAAUGCUCAGUGGGCUGCACCUGCUUUUUUGGUCAUUUAGAGACCACCCUUUGCUCCGCAUGUGAAGGGCACCAUGUGGGAGGGAUGCUAUAUCAGGAGCAUUGUGGGAAAUUUCAAUGGCAGCUUAUAGACCCAGCCACCCAGGGUACAAGGGUCAUUAGUGGUCUCUGCCAGGGCACUAGGGCUUUGGUUAUUACCCAAGGAUGACGCGUAUUUGUCUCAGGCCUGCUCAAGACAUCAUACAUAGGGUCUCUCAGCCAGGCACCGACCAGAACCUGAACUCGGGUUACUUAAAUUGUGCUGCGCCUCAUUUAGAACGAAGUGCAGUGAUGUUGACAUCCUGAGUGUUUGUUCUGACCUAACAUGAGAGGAAAACGCCAAAGAGCGGAGUUGCUUUGAACAUAUGCAGAGUGCUUCCCCAUUUUUUAUUUGCAGAGUCAGCACAGACAGCGCCCACAUGCCUGGGGUUUGGGCUCUGGGUGUGCCGGUCUGAGCACGUGACACCAGACAAGUUUUGGCUCCUUGGAUGCUCUGUUUCCAUGUACCCAAAUCAGGGUUCAGGGAAACCACUGGAGGCCAAGAUGAGCAGGGGAAAGGUGAUGUAGAAAGUGCAGGGCGCAAGACGCCAGGACAAGCUCCUUUGAAAGAAUAGCAGCGACAGAGCGGUCCUCUAGCGCAGUCUCAUUCAUGCAAAGCAAUGGGCAAAGCCUCUUGUCAGAGAGGAGACCCCGGCAGCCGGCUGUGCGCCUGGAACAAGGACGCGAGUGUCUGGCUCCAGCAGCCCAAGCAAGCGAGGCUGCAGCUUACGCCAGCGAGCCCAGCAGGGGGCUGGUGGGGGUGGGUGGGAGAGAGCUGGAAAAUCUAGCUCAUCAGCCAGGCGGCUGACUGGGGUCGCUAGGCUGGGAAUGAGGGAAGAGAGGCUGGGGGCCUGGAUUUUCCAGGAGGAGAAGUUAAACUAGCAGGGUGCUUGAUGAUAGCGGGUUGUAGGCAGCCAGGGUUCCUGAGGAGGUUUCCCCCACCUUUAUGACACAGUUGAGUUGUUCAGCCACAUUUUUGGCCCUGUUUUUCUAGUGUUUUCUCCCCUUGUCUGUUCCUGGCUUCCUUGUUAAGUCCCUUGACUGAGAGCAGCUCUGCUUAUUGUGUCUAGAAGGUAACAUCUGUGAGUCCACCGCCAUCCAGUUUUUGUAAGUUCAUACUAGAAAAGUGUCUGUCUGUGUGUGUGUGUGUGUGUGUGUGAGAGAGAGAGAGGAGAGAGAGAGAGAGAGAGAGAGAAGGGAGAGAGAGACAGAGAGACAGACAGACAGACGGAGAGAAUUGCAUACAAUGACAGGUUCUGGCAAACCCUGAGUUUUAAAAUAUUUUCAUCCUGAUUCAUAAUAUCUUUCAUUAAUUCAUCUGCCAAUAAUUAUAGUUUUAUUGUGUAUGGGUAAAUAGGAAUCUAUUAGACUCUUCCACACCAACUUCGGAGUACAGGCCUAUUUGACGACAUAUGGUUGUGGGGUUUUUUGUUUUGCUUUUUUUGGAGGGGGUUUCCCUAGAUUUUGCAACAUUUUGUGCAUGUAUCGAAAUGGUGAUUUGGGUUGUAUAUUACUUCCCAAUCCCAUUUUCUCUCUUUCACAUGCCAAUCAGAUACCUCGAAUCUUGCAAACUGUGCACAGAAUCUUUCUUCAGUAAGAUUCUAUACAAGAGUAAUGAACUACGUUAAGUAUCUUAGAGAAUUCCAACUUUGUAAGGCUUGUAUUUUGUGGAAAGUGAGGUGGGCGUGAAUGUGUUUGGGUGUGUCAGGCCAGUGAUGAUGAUGGGACCUUACAAAAACCUUUUUUUUUUAAAUGGCUAUGUCCUCCCGGUCUUAAGGAAAAAUCUGAACACAUGGUGGGAGGUGGAAAAUACAUAUGAAUAAGAAUAUACUAGAAGGCGGUCGGCCAAAUGGUCCCAAAGAAGGACAGAACUUUCUUUAUGUAUGCUACAACAGCAGCAAGAAUACUUAUUGCAAAGUAUUGGAAGACACAAGAUCUACCCACUCUGGAAGAAGGUGAUGAAGGUGAUGGACUACAUGGAAUUGGCGGAAAUGACUGGCAGAAUCCGAGACCAGGGUGAAGAGUCGGUGGAAGACGAUUGGAAGAAAUUUAAAGACUAUUUACAGAAAUAUUGUAAAAUUAAUGAAUGUUAGAAUGAUGUCAGAAUGAAAUUAAGUGGUUCUAGCAGCAAUGUCAUAAAGGUGUAUGAAAAAAUGGCUGGUUAAUAGGUGAGAAUCUAAAGCUAUAAUAUAUUAAGUUAAAGGACUAAGACAAAAACAAAGAGGGAAAGGAAUUGCUGAAUUAACCAAUUGAACUGGAAUACAAAAAAGGGAGGUGAGAGGAGGUCAGGGAAGCAAGGAAAUGAAAUGUAAGAUACGGAAGGAUUAAUUUGUUUUUAAGUGUUUUUUCUAAUUUUUUUCCCUAUACUUUGUAUUUUGUAUGUUUUUUCUCUUUUUUUCCUAUAUUUUCCCUUGUCUCUUUUAUUUUUAACUAUGUAAUUUUUUGUUUCUGAAAUUUUAAUAAAUAUCAUUUUAAAUAUAUAUAUAUAUAUACUAGAAGGCCAGGCUUUAAGUAGCAACUACAGACAGUCCCCAACCCAACUCAACGGCUCUCCUUUUCUCUCGGCUCAUUAAAACCACAGUAUUCUGGCUGGGGACCCCAAAGUCCUGGUUCCAGUUACUUUUUGCUUUCCCACAAUUGACUCCACCCUUGCCAAAACCCAGGCCUUAUUUCCCAGUGAUUACUUUGUAAACAUGAACUGCUCUUUUAUUGGCGUGAUAAUGUUUGUUUAAGACGUUCCAGAGUUCAACGGAUUUGGUCAGGUUUUGUAUUUGAUAGUCAAGUCAAUGCUUCAAAUAUUUCCUUUCCCUGCUCAUCCCGCUCCUCAAAGUUUCAUGCUUGGUGUUUUUUUUCCAUUCGAAGAAGUGGGGAAUUUCACACUAUUUUGCCUGUGUGCCCUGAAAUUUGCUGCAUCUCUGGUGUGUGGGGUGGAGGGAGGAGAUAAGAGAAGCAAAUGUGUGCAGAAGUUCACAGGAGCAGUGAAAAACGUUUAAUACCCCACUGGCCUUAUCUGAGCAUCUUCCAGUCAUAUGGUACAAAAAGACACAGGCACCUGGAAGAACUUGGGGGGGGGCACCAGGGGGCAAUUAUUAUUUCCUGGGCAUUGGAAUUCUGUGCACCCACAGCUCAGGACUGGGGUGUUCCCUGUCUGAUCUUUCCUGGUUUUUCUUCUCUCCCUGCCCGCAGCCAUGGCUGUCCGAGCCCCUGCUCCGCGGGGCGACGCCAGCGCCGAGAGAUACCUGUUUGUGGAUCGGAACCAGGUGGGCAACCCAGCCUCCCAGGCUGACUGGACGGCCAAGCGUCUGGUGUGGGUCCCAUCGGAGCGCCAUGGCUUUGAGGCGGCCGGUCUGCGCGAAGAGCGGGGGGACGAGGUGCUGGUGGAGCUUGCCGAGAACGGGCGUCAGGUGCUGGUCGCCAAGGACGACAUCCAGAAGAUGAACCCCCCCAAGUUCACCAAGGUGGAGGACAUGGCGGAGCUGACCUGCCUCAACGAGGCCUCUGUGUUGCACAACCUCAAGGACCGCUAUUACUCAGGCCUCAUCUAUGUGAGUUGGCUUGCCUGGAGGUUGGGAGCCCUGCCUCUCGGCUUCCCCUUUCCCUACCAAUUUCAACUUUCCCCAGAGGCCUGGCUGCCACCCUCCUGCCCACCCUCCACUUGGUACCACGUGGGGAGCCAUUAGUCCCCUGGGGAGCCAAGGUCCCAUUUCCUGGCACUCCUUGCUGUGAGGAGCCCCUUCCCCUCCAUGAGAACCCAGGCACUUCUGGCUUCCAGGCCUGCCUUUCUCGAACUCAGUGCUUCCCAAACUUGGGUCUCCAGCUGUUUUGGAUUACAACUCCUAUCAUCUCUGACCAGUGGCCCUGCUGGCUAGGGAUGAUGGGAGUUGUAGUCCCAAAACAGCCGAAGACCCAAGUUUGGGCCUCUAGACUUGCCACCUUCUGGCUUCUACCACCCCAUUCUCUCAUCCACCAAAAAUACACCUGGGCUGAGAAAUCCGAACGAUGCAGCUCAUACCAUUGUUGCCACCAUAAAGAGAGAAAAUGUGUAGAGUGGCACAUAGCCUGAAUUUCUGGCGGGGGGUGGGGAAUGGCGGUGGCAGCGGAAAAAAUGUCAUUGAGUGCAAUGGUGCAGAGAACUACCACUCUAGGCCUUGUGUUCUCUUUGGAGAAAGCACCAGAAACUUGGUAUUGGAAAUCAGAAUGGAAAACAGGCACUUUCUAGAUUUUAAAUAUAAGUAUUUUCUCAUUUCAGUGGUGGCAGCUAGGCCCUAUUGGGUGACCUAAGCCAAACUGGAGCCCAUGUGCCCCCUACUGGGGAACAGUUCCCGGAGUUUGUGCUCUUGGCCCACAGAUCUGUUCUCCCUUCUGAGUGGAGGUGCGGUUUUGUUCAGAUGCUGAGCUGUUCAGUCAUAGCAGGCGCUGGUGCCAGGGAGGAGGAAGAGCUGGUUCUGGGGCUUAAAAGUUGGGCCUUUGUUGUUCCCAGUUUGUGGAGCCCGGGUGCGUGGGUGAUGACGCCAGAAGGGGGGAGCUGAGUCUCCUCUACCCCAGUAACACACGCAGCUUAGCUACGAAAGGAAGCGGGGAGAAAUGCCCCCUUCUCUUCUGCCCUGACUGGCAUUGUCAGCUUUGGUUUCCGUGCCACCCAAGCGGGCACAAAAGGCUGCCCUGAGAGGCAGCGUGCCAAGGCAUUCUCUCAGCCGCACGUCAUUGCUGACUCGCGGACAGCCCAGCAACCCUCCCUUCCCCCGUUCCAGUCCCCACCCCUGCAGCUGGGUAUCGGGGCGGGGAACGGACUAGACCUGUUUAGCUAGAACGGGAGCCCGCGACGAGGUGUGAAACAAAUUCUCCCGAGGGCGCAAUUGCAAACACACACACUUCAUCUUGAGAGUGGAAGGCACUAGAUUGUGGGUCACCUAGCUCUGCCACCUGCUUUGGGGCAGAGGGCCUCUUCUGUGGGAGAUCCCAGCAGGGGGCACCUUUUGAGAAAGUGCCGCAUGGAAGGGGGUUUCUGCAGCUUCCCUGGGCGGCAUCUUUUGCUCAGGUGUCCUUCCCCCUCUCUGCUGUUUACCCUACACCUGCCUCCCUGCAGUCCCAGUCUAUUGCUUUGUGUUCUGUUCACAUUCAUCCAGUUUUAUGCAGGCUUCCAGCCUCACUGGCCCUGCAGUAAAACUGUACAAGCAUAGUCAGGGUAGGCCUUUGGGGUUGGAGCAGAAGCCCAGGGCUCCACUCAGCAGAGCGAUUUGCAGGGUCCCCAAAUACUGUCGCAGCUCUGGUUUAUCUCAUUUUGAAGUUGGGCGCAGAAAUAGACUGUGCCCUUCCCGUAUGCCCGUGAAGUCCAGAGUCUAAAAUUAUGUAAGCUCACCACUGGAUUGCUUUGCCGUGCGUGGAACUCGGCUCUGAGUGUGGUACCAUAAACCACCCCAAAAUCGGGCCGGUGGUGGUGUAACAAAGACCAAUCAACAUUCAGCUUAAUAACCAGGUUUAAAGAAAACCACGGCCACGGUAGCAUUAAGAAUCGGCCCCCGUUGGGUUAUGUGUGAACAAUCUGUUUAUCUUCUUAAGCUUGCCCACUGUAUUUCCUUCUUUAAAAAAACCCUGGCCAUAUGUACCCAGGAGUGCCCUUGCAAUGAAGCCACACGAGGCAAUUGUUUUGGGGCAGGGGAUUUUCUUGUGUCCAUCAAUCCACAUCAUUUUUUUAAAAAGAGAGUACCAGUCCAGAACCCAGAGAUUUUUCAGAGUUGAAAAAGCUGGAAUCACCUCUUUCUGCCGCAUAUAUAUUCUGCCCCCCAACCCCCAAUUGCUGUUCAUGUAAACCAGGUGGUUGGUCCCUGCUCAGCCUUAAGAUACGCUUGAUUGAUAAAUUGGAAGUGGAUUAACUUAGCCUGCAUCUCUUUUUCUUCCUUUUUGCUUCCUCCCGAAGCAGAAGCAAUUUUCGAAUUUUCAGAUGUUGGUUUUGGAAGGAAGCACGGCAACUUAAGAGCGCUUGUGCGCAGGCAUAUUUUACCUUGCGGUUAUGUGUGUGUUUUGGGAAUGGGGCUUGCGGAGAACUGUUCUGACGUGCUGCUCCCCCUCCCCCUUCCUUCUCCUGCAACAACAGACCUAUUCGGGGCUUUUCUGCGUGGUCAUCAACCCUUACAAGAACUUGCCCAUCUACACGGAGCAGAUCGUGGAAAUGUACCGGGGCAAGAAGCGCCACGAGAUGCCACCCCACAUCUAUGCCAUCUCUGAGGCUGCCUAUCGGAGCAUGCUGCAGGGUACGAUUUGGAAAGCGAAGGGGGCACACAGAGGUGCCAUACGUUUCAGACACUAUGAUGCCGCUUUAAACAGUCACGGCUUCCCCCCAAAGAAUUCUGGGAGCUGUAGUUUGUUAAGGGUGCUGAGAGUUGUUAGGAGACCCUUAUUCUCCUGAUUCUUUGGGGAAAGCCAUGAGUGUUUAAAGAGGCAUCUCAUGGCGCCAUAGAAGUGUGAAUGUGGCCCGAGACUAGGGCUUGCUGUGGGAGGUGGGGAGGGGUGGAGAAGUUCCAGCCAUUCCCCGUUCCAAACUGAAUUGGCGGAGGGAAGAAGUGUGUGGCUUUGGGGUGAGUGCGCAGUGUGGUAUGUGUCGGAGAGGUCCUAAGAAUCCUGUGGUCGGUGAGCUUUGGGUGGGUGGGUGGUUGCAUGUCUGCCUCUGGUGCCCUCUGGCGGAGGAGACAGCUCCUGCCUCUUGUCUCUGAACCGUCUCUCUUCUUCCUUUCCCCCCUCCAGACCGAGAGGAUCAGUCGAUCUUGUGCACGUGAGUGUCAGCAGGAACGGUUUACCUGCUGGGGAGGGGCUUUCAGCAGCAGGUAUGUGGGUGAGCCAAAGGUCAUUACACACCCAUUGCUUCACAUGCCUGUUUGCCUGCGGCUGUGGAAAUCUCUGCGGGCCAAAAGGGCACCGAGCACCAAAACACACCAGUAUCUGUCACAAGGCAUGCUAUUUAAGCAAGAGGAUCCCUGCAGGCCUGUCAGCUGUCCACAAUGUGGGCUGUUGUGCUCACACAACCUUACAAACACCCAUCUUGAACCCCCGGCUUCGUUUGCCCGGCUUCCUCCUGUUCUGUUCAAAUGCCAGACAAAAAUGAUUGAUCUGGGGCCUAAACCACGAGGCUUGUCUUCAUAUUAAGAGGGAAGUGAGUAAUGACUCUUUACCAUUUAGAUAUUGCUUUAGAGAAGCCUUGGCUCUGGGGACUACAACUCCCACCAGCCCCAAGCCAGCACAACCCCCUAUUCCCCUCUCUGAGCUACAGUUCCCAGAAUUUCCUGGGAAGAGGGAUUGCUUAUCAACACCGCUUUUAGAAUCGUGGCUCUCUGCGGGGAACAGGGGGUCUCCAAACAACUCUCAGGACUUUAAGCAAAAUUCCCAGGAUUCUUUGGGAAAAGCCAUGGCCAUUUGAAGUGGUCCCAUGCCGCUUUAAAUGUUCAGUGUGGAUGGAACCUCUCUGUCAAUAUGCUGCGUCAGCUGAACUGAUGUGCGAUACAGACCCAGGAAGCGGGAAGAGAGGAUGCUGCAUUUAUUUACCUCUUUAGGAGACCACUUAGAUGAAGCUGGGGAGGGAGAGGGGGGUGAGCGCCACCCAGGAUUGAGCCCCCUCUUUUUCUCACCCCUGGUGUCUGGUCUCCUUGGCAGGGGCGAGUCAGGUGCUGGGAAGACGGAGAACACGAAGAAAGUGAUCCAGUAUUUGGCCCACGUGGCUUCAUCGCACAAAGCCCGGAAGGACCACAAUGUGCCGGUGAGUGACCUCUGGCCGAUGCGUGGUGUUUUAGCAUUUGCUCCGCUCUGCCCCCCCCCCCCCGUUUGAAAAUGCCCCCUCCCUGGUAAGUGGACUGGCCUGAUCUCUCCGCCAACCCUUGAGCAGAGUUGACAGGCUCUUCCUCCCCACUCCCCCCCGGCAGCCAAGUAAAAGAUGCCUGUGUGUGGCCCGACAGCCUCCCAGCAUCCAGGGCUCAGCUUUGAGCCAAGGCCAGCCCGGGAGCUUUCCCCAACUGCUGGUGCUCAGACUCCGGAAUGCGUGAAGUAGCGGGAAAGUGGAAGCACCCUUCCCCUGAGUGCCUUCCCCUGCCACACCCAGUCUGUGCCCGCUUGGAAUGUCUGUGGCAUCUGGGCAGAGGCAUCCGGGCAGAAGCCAGCACCAAAAUGGCCUGCCCGUCCCUCUUGUGGUGUUGUCGAAGGAAACGCGUUGCUGCCUGUACCUGUCGUAGUCAUUCCUUUCAACCUGCGUCGCCACGACUGCUCACUCUGUCCUUCCCACCUGCCCUGUGUGCCUCUCGCUCACCGUGUCCUCCCCCCCCCCGUCUGCCUCCCUCCAUCCCUCCCAGUCACUGCCGUUCUGUCUCGACGCCCUCGCAGAUCUGCAGGUGCAGGGCUUGUCCUCCCAAGCGCUCCUGCGUCUUGGCGGAAGUAACACAAGACGAGGCAGUUGGUGCCCGCCCUGUUCUCUAAGUGGCCUACUGGAGUCAGGAUCCCUUCCCUUUCUCUCUCUUGUCCGCAAAUAUGAUAGAGAUUUCACCUCUUCCUCCUCCUCCCGCUUUGGAAGUCCUGGGCGCUUAACAAACUGGAGAACGAAACCAGGCCCGUAGCCAAACAUUUUGCGGUGAGGAGGUCUACGUGGGGGCAAGGAACUACCGCAGAACUGCCAGAACAUAAGUACAGGCCACCUGAUAUGUCAGAGUCAAUUGUUCCCUGCGGUAAUAAAAUAAAAAUGAAUUAACAUUUUAGGAAUAAGGGUUUGGUUCUCAUGCGUUAGUUAUCCCAACACUCACUGGCCAGAAUGUUGGUAGUGGGGAAGAAGUUUACACCUAAGUUAAGCAGUUGGGCAGACUAGAACCUGCAGGCCUCCCCCCUAUAUAGCCACAAAUAAAAGCGUGAAGAAAGUUGACAAAAGAGAAGCUUUCCCCUGCUCUCAUAAUAUUAUGACUCAGGGGUCAUCCAGUGCAGUGAAGUUGACAGGAGAGCAGAUUCAGGAUAGGCAAAAGGAAAGUACUUCUUCACAUAGUAAAAUAUUGGUGCCUGAUAGAAACAUUCUUGCUUAGACAAGCCUAUCCAGGUGCUUAGAAUGUUGCAGGUAAUUUCAAUCUCUUUUGGUAUUUCAACUUUUGUAUGUUUUAAAGUAUGGUUGUGAAUUGUUCUUGGGUUUUCUAGUUUUAUCUUUUUGCAAACCGCUUUGAGGCUUUCCCCCCUUUACAUUCAAGCAGUGUAUACGUUUUAUGAAAUAAAUAAAAUAUAUAAUGAGUGUGGAGGGUUCCCUGCCAUAGGGACCUGGUGAUUAGGCCAGUUUACGUGGAGGAAGAUAUGCCCUAACCCAGGCAUGUCCAAAGUCCGUUUUGGGGGCCUAAUUCGGUCCCUCAGUGUCUGAUUGGCCAGUGAAAGGAAGCAGGAAGUUUGACUAGAUGGACCUUUGGGCUUGCCCUUCACUCUGAGAUCCCUUUAAGGAGGAAAUCGCAAAGAGUGAAUCUGGACUGGUUGCAGGACUUGGGGGCAGAAGGGGGAAGCUUAGAGGGCUCCCAUUUUCUGUCACUGCUAAAUGAUAUUUAAUAGCAGUGGUAGUGAUUAAUAUUAUUGCAGAAGCCAUUCUAUUAUCUACAAUGUCAUCAGCGUACAGGGCAUCCUACAGAGUCGCAGUAACCAGAGCAAAUGCUCCCUGCCCUCUAUCUCGACAUGGGGGGCAUUUUCUCAGGCGUCUUCUUAUCUUUCUUGGGAGCUUACUGAAAAACCUACAGAAAAGUGGCACCGUCUGUGCAGAGGGGCAUUGGCAAGCCUGGCUUCCCUGGCCCCAGCACCCAACUGGAUCUGGCCCUGGAGCCCAGUGCCUGCAUAAGUGUGUGUUCAGCUCCGGGCCUUCCUAUUGUGCUUCUGUUCACUUCUCGCAGUCUGGAUCACAUGGGGAGGCAGCUGGUCUUACCUUACCAGAUGGGCAUUUGGGCCCUCUCGUUUUGUAAUGGGGGCUGCGUGUUUGGGAGGAGGGGUGUUCUUGUGGGCCGUUGAGGGGACCCUGCAUUAACCUCCCCUCUAUUGUCUUGCUGCCCCAGCCGGAGUACCCGAACGAAGCCAAACAACAGGCAAGAGAGCGCAAUGCAUGCCGCUGAAAUGCCAACUCCCUGCCCCCCCCGCCAACCCCCACCACUGCUCCCUCCUCACUUGCCUGCCCUCCAACGCUGAUCUCUGGUCACUUACUGGCUGCCGCUCCUGACAAUGCCGACUCCUUGGGCUGCGAUUCUGGCUUCGAACGCUUUUCUCGUUGGUUUUUUAAACUUUUGUGUUCUGUCUUGAAAGCGGUUCAGUGGGCUCUCUUCCCUCAUCAGAGCCAGGGCGCUGGGCUCUCUUGAGAAAGGAACAGGAUUCAAGGGGUGCUGGGAAAGGGAAGAGGGGCGCCUGGGUGCCCUCCCUGCCCACCACCGACCCUUGCAUUGGUUCCCGGUUCAUGUUACUGCGUCACUGUUGGGUCUUUUUUUUUUUUUCGUUGUCUGACUUAAUCCUUUGGUUGUUGUUCAUUUUUGUUUUGUCUUUUGUUUUGUUUUCCCCACCCCACCUCGUCUUGCUCCCUGCUCUCUCCCUCCCCGUCCCCAUUUCAUGUUUCGUGACGUCAUCCCCACCCAUAGACCUCCAACCCUGCUUCCUACGUGAGUAGUUUUCCUGUUGUGCUUUGGGGGGGGGGUUCGGGUGGGUAUUGCUCCCUGGUGCACAUGCUUGUGGGGUUCACCCCCUCACACACACCCUGUGGUCAGAAAAAUGGAAGAUGGAAGUCGCUUUGGAGUGAUUCCCUUCCAAGAGGGCAGCCAGCUUUCCUCCUGCCAGGAUCUAAAUUUCGCAGAGCACUGCAUCUGCCCACCCACCGAAAAAAACACAUUUCUAGGGCUAGAGCCUUGAGUGCUCUUUCUACACAGCUUCAGCUUUUGCUGCUUCUGGGUCUGGGCAACCCCCCCACUCCACCCCACCCCCCACCUGACCUCUUUCUCUUUCUUUCCAGGGUGAGCUGGAACGUCAGCUGCUACAAGCCAACCCUAUCCUGGAGGCCUUUGGCAAUGCAAAAACAGUAAAAAACGACAACUCCUCACGAUUCGUAAGUCGGCCUUUCCCCCCCCAGUUGGUGCUUGCAUGUAGAAGGUCCCAUAUUCAAUCCUCGGAGUCUCCAGGCAGAGGGGUACAUAGGGGCUGGUGAAACCGGCCCCCGCCAGGGAGCAAAAAUCACCUAUCGGACUAUGGAGUGUAUGAUGUGUGUGGCGACAUGCCGCCUCUGUCAUGGAGAACUCAGACAUGGAAGAAGCUCCCCUUCUCGCAGCGUGGCACAAAGGUGUGAGGAUUUUUCUGUCCUUCCGCCUUGCCUCAACCUCACUACGGAUGCUUCCAAGUACUAGAGAUGCGUAAAAUGUGGUAAUUUCUAAUGCGGCUGCUGUGGCAAAGUCAGUUUUUUCGGGGUGGGGUUGCCUAUACAGGUCCCUGCCAAAGGACUCUCAAUGUGCCUCUGUCUCCAGGCAGGGCUGGCAGAGACCCUUGCCAGGCGAGCUGCUGCCAGUCAGUGCUGAGCUAGGUUGACCAAGGCAACUUCCUGCAUUCCUAUUGUUACGGCAUGACACCAUUGGGUCUACCGGUCUGCCUUGCCUCUAUCCAGCAGCUGGCGCAGGGGUCCCCUUCCCUGCAAAUCCCCAAGCGCCUGGUUUGCAGGAGAUUGGCACUGUGAUUUCAGAGCUCCAGUCAGUGUAUUGAAGUGCCCAUAUCAAAUCAAAAUAACUGGCCACAGAAAAUCCUGGAGUGCUGGCUGAGUAGAGUCUGAAGGUGGGAACAUUUGACCUCUUUAGAGCAUCUUGCCUGUGUUUUAGCUGCUUCCUUGAAAGGAGUAAGUUGCCCUUCCGUCUGCUUGAAUGGUGGCAAUGUUAAGGCCCAGCCACCUUCUGGGGGAGAACUGAAGGGCAAGAAGCAGCGCAAGGUAGCAUUCAUUAUGUGGCCUGUUGGAAAAAUAAAAAGGAACCAAAAGCCAGCUCAGCAUCCUGAUCUUGAAAGAGCCGCUCUCCCUCCCCAGCAACUGAUAUUCAGAGGCUCCACCAUUACUGCCAUCCAGCAACCCCCUGUUUACCUUUCCUCUACUGGUGUUCCCUGCGGACCCAUCUCCCCAUCGCGCAGGAUGCAAACCCGUUCAAGAACAGAGUUGUAGAGUUGGAAGCGUCGUCAGUGUCCAACAUGGGGCUGAAGGCCAUGCCCCUGAGAUUCAGAGCCAUCGUGCAUCUUCCCUGAGCCAUCUUAAAGUGCACCUUAACCCACUCUUCAGAAAGGGCAGGUUGUGUACACAACUGUGUUUUUCACAUCCCCACCUGCUUUGUUGAACUAUGCCAACAAAGCCUCUCCUCCUCAGGAAGAAAAACCAGUUUCUUCCCGUCCUUGCCGAAGAUCUGCUUUCAAAUCCCCUUUGUUGUUGUUGGGAAAUGUCACUUUUCGGUCCCUCCUUAAGAAGCUGAAAUAAAGUGUUUUAUCUUCCUUCUUGUUGAAAGGAGAGGAGUCGGCUUCGCAUCACCCAGUAAUGCUAAGUUUCUUCCAGUUGGUGCAGAGGCGAGUUUCUACUCCUUCCUGCUGAAGAACGAUUGAUUAGCUCUGACCCCAUCUGCAGUUGACUGGGAGAAGGAAGUCUGCUCUUAGCUUCUGUUGGCAGCCUUCACCAACCUGGUGCCCUCCAGAGGUUUUGGACUAGAACUCCCAUCAGCCCCAACCAGCAAGGGAAUUCUGGUCCAAUAGCACCAAGUGGCCCAAGGCUACUCUAUAGUUUGUCAGAAUGUUUAAAAGGGCAGGGGGAGGAGGAAGAAUCUAAUAAUUUCAGAGCAUUCUUAUUUUAAAAUCAUGGUGCAUUGAGUGAUGUCCAACAUUAGUCAUACUCAGACUGAUAGAAGUCAAUGGACUUACAUUAACUUACUUCCAUAUAUUUCAGUGGGUCUGCUCUGAGCAUCACUUAGCUGAAUAUCACCCUUCUAUCACUAUUACGUUUAAGGCUAGAGAAAGCAUUCUACUCUGGGUGUGAUGUGCACGCAUCCCCUGAUUCGCACGGGGGUUGCAUUCCUGGCCCCUGCGCAUGUCGGCGGAACACAUGUAAACCCACCCCUUUUCUGGGUUGUGGCGGUGAUGUGGGCACGCGCACGAUUGCAAGUGCAUUGAACAAGCAUAAAAUGGUUGUUGCCUAUAUGUUGUGUUUGCCAGGGAUCUGGGUAUGUAAAUGAAGCAAUCGUCCUUUACAAAGCCGCUGAGCCCUUCUGAUCUCUGUCUCAUUUCUCUUUCCCCUCCCGCUGUGUUCCUCCAGGGUAAAUUUAUACGGAUUAAUUUCGAUGUAGCUGGCUACAUUGUCGGAGCAAACAUAGAAACAUGUAUCCUUGCUUGUGGAGUUCCAUGGAUUUCGUUCAAAAACUAAGACUCCCCUGAGUUCUGUAGGCAAGAGAGCAAAGCCUGAAUUAGAAUAAAUAUGGGAUCCCGGAUGCGGCGAUCCCUGACAGCUUAGAGGCACCUGUGGAUCCUAGACCCAGGAAUUUCUGAUGGUGUUCUUAAAGCUUUGGGUCCCCAGGUGUCAUUGGACUACAGCUCCCAUCUGACUAAUCUGGCUGGGGGUGAUGGGUUUUGUAGUCAAACAGCAUAUGGGGGAGCCAAGGUUGAAGUGGUAAGCUAGGGAGUCUCAUAGCUGGCUUUGUGGAGUGGGGAUACGUGUUUCCAGAUGCAAUUGUCCUUCCUCCUUAACCCUGAGCCGCCCAGACCUGCUGGAGAAAUCGCGAGCCAUUCGCCAGGCCAAGGACGAGAGGACUUUCCACAUCUUCUACCAGCUCCUGGUGGGCGCCGGGGAGCACGUGAAAGGUAAACGGAUGCUGUGCACUCCCAGAGCAACAUGAAAAAGGAGGUCCAGUCAUCCUCCUCCCACGCUUUUGGACCUAGGCUUCCUAAAGCAGCAAGCAACAAACUCAAGGGAGAAAGAGAAGGGCAACGCUUUAGCCUUCUUGCCUCUCUGCAUAAAUCUGGAAGUGGAACUGGUGGGGAGGGCAAGGAUGACAGCAGUAGAAAAGCAAAGGUGGUCAUUGAUGACAGAGCAGCGUGUCUUACAGCACGGGGAGCUCCUGGGUGUGGGGAUUGGCCGGCGGAAGUGUGGCACCCUUGCCUCAGAGAUGCCUCUUUUUCCUCAAUGGCGCUACAGGGGAGCUGCUGUUGGAGCCCUUCAAUCAGUAUCGCUUUGUCUCCAACGGAUACCUGCCCAUCCCAGGACAGCAGGACAAGGAGAUCUUCCACGAGACCAUGGAGUCAAUGCGAAUCAUGGGCUUCUCGCACGAGGAGAUACAUUGUGAGUCGUGUGUGUGUGUGUUUGUGUAGGGGAUCAAGAGAACAGCUGUGAUCUGUCUAGCUUGGCCUUGGCCAGCUUGGUUGCCCUCCAGAGCUUAUGGACUCCAGCUCCCAUCAGCCCCAGCCAGCACAUCCAGUGGCUGAUGGGAGUUGUAGUCCAGAACUUCUGGAGGGCCCCAGGCUGGCCAAGGCUGAGAUAGCUGAUCACUAUUUGCUGACUGCGUCACACCACAUUCCUCUGGGGAUGUUCCCAGGCAGGGCGUGAUGGCGACACCCGUGACCUCCUUAAGUCGCUUUCAGCAUCCGGUGGGCAGAAACUUGCUGCUUUUGAACAUGAAACCUGUCAUUCUGGCCCAUGUGGCUGGUAGUCUCCCCAGUCGCCAUCUCCUCCCAUGUAUAUCACCUAAUCAGAAAUUAGUUUAGGUGUUUUUUUUUAAUUAAGAAAAAGAUGACAAAGUGACUUAAGAACCUGGACUAGGAAUCAGGAAGUCUUUGCUUCAGACUGAGACUCUGCUGUGAACUUGCAGUUCUAAACUCAGCCCUCCCAUACCGUGCAGAGAUAUAGAAAAUAAACAGUGCAGGGUUGUCACGUUACCUUGUUGCAUUUGGAGGACUUUGGGUGCUCUCAAGGUGUUGCAUGUGCUUCCGUAGCGGCUGCUGCCGCAUCCCAUUGGCAGUGAGCUUCACAGGUCUUUGCAUUUUCCUUCAACCUGCUCCCUUAGCCUCUUUUGGUGGAUGACCUUGGGUGUUUCAGUCUGCGCAGAGGGGUGGAGGCGGAAGCGUGCUCACACUAAAGGCCUUUAUUCCCCCCCCCCCAGGUAUGCUGCGGAUGGUCUCAGCUGUGCUGCAGUUUGGGAACAUCGUCUUCCGUAAGGAGAGGAACACAGACCAGGCCUCCAUGCCUGACAACACAGGUAGGAGCGGGGGCUCACCAGCCCUGAGAGGCAGGCAGCUGGAUUUGCGGGGACGGGCUCUAGCGGGAGGAAGCCUAUUUUGCAGUCAGAGCUCAGCCUGCUUUCUGGAAUAUAUAAAGCAGUGAUGGCUAAACCAUGGCCUUUCAGGCAGCUGAGACCCCCCAAGCAAAUUUUUCUGCCCCACACAAGACUCCACUCAUUUUGAUGGCAGCAGAAAGGGGGGGGAUUAAAGUAGACACAGCACUCGGGUGGGUAGAGAGGGUUAACCCUUUCUGCCCUGGCCUGCGUCCUGAUGGAGUCUGCCUCCUGCACAGUCAUUGGCUUGAGCAUGGGCGCGAGGAGGGGGCAGUAGCAGAUCUGCGUGGAUCAGCUGAGGAGUGUGUGUGCGCACACCCGUGUUAAUGCAACUUCAUGGGUAUGUUUCACCUUCUUAAAGUAACUUUCCAUUGUGUUUUAGUGAUUGGUCGUCUGUUUGCCUGAAUUUUUCACCCUGAGAUUGCAGGGGCAGUUUACCCAAAACCCCUGAGCACAGGGCUGGGGAACCUGGUGCCCUCCUGAUGCUGCUGGACAUUUGCCAUCUGCUCCAGAGAGCAGGGCCUCGCGGGGAAGGGUGUUAGGAGCCCAUCAACACCCGGAAGGGCCACACGUUUCCCCACCCAUGAUCCAGGUUAAAGAAAACAUACACAAGCAACCAUGAACAAAUGGGGGGGGGGAUACCCAUAAAACACUCUUAACAAAGUAAAAUGCACGUGGACUAGAAACUUCUUAAAAAAUAAGGGUUGUGCAGAGAGAAGCUAAGAUUAUUCAGAAUUGAAAUUCUGUGCAAUAGAUCCUAACUCCGGGAGCGCAUUUAACUAUUGGCUCAAGAGGUUAGGAUGAAUGAGUCUUGGGUUCUCUCAGGUCUUCUCCUGUGGCUGAUACGGUGCUGUGGCAGGGAGGAGGAAGGAUGAGGUAGUUGCUGUCCUUCUUUGGACUGGGCUGCAGGACUCAUCCUGUUACUUCCCAGCCUGCCACUCAGUUCUGCUUCUGCCAUUUAGCUGGGCUAGCAGCAACCAGGUCGUUGGGUGCGUAGGCAGAGGAGUUGGGCCAGCAAAGCCUUGGGUGGCCAGUGCGAGCCAGCAGGGGACUGAACUAACAAUGGGGUUGUUGCCGGCCUGUUCUGUGCCCUCUGCAGCCGCCCAGAAGCUUUGCCACCUCCUGGGCAUGAAUGUCACCGAGUUCACCCGCGCCAUCCUUACCCCGCGGAUCAAAGUUGGCCGGGACUAUGUGCAGAAGGCGCAGACGAAAGAGCAGGUUGGUGGCAACGUCUGGGGUUCUGGGGGUGCCAGGGGGCGGGAUUGGGUUGCCUGAAGCAUCAUUGUGGAGGCGGGCGGGAGGAGGUUUGAAGUGGUGAAAUGAGCCAAGCCUGGAGCCAUGCCUCCCUCUGCCCCCCCUUUCCAGGCUGACUUUGCGGUGGAAGCCUUGGCAAAAGCGACCUACGAACGCCUCUUCCGUUGGCUGGUGCAUCGGAUCAACCGGGCCCUGGACCGCACCAAGCGCCAGGGCGCCUCCUUCAUCGGUAUUCUGGACAUCGCGGGCUUUGAAAUAUUCCAGGUGAGGACCUGCAGCUGCUGAGCAUCCACCUUCCUUUGGUCUGCAUGUAAAUCCAUCCUUCUUAUCCAUUCCAUUAUCCUUUCCCCAAGCCCUUCCUGCUCUCACCUGUCCAUUGUAUUUGCCUUUGACCUUCGUCCCCGGAAGAAAAAGGGAGGAUGCUCCUCCUUGCUUCUCUUCUUUCUGACACGGGCUCUGUGCUGCUUUAGGGGAGGGGAGAGAGAAAGGAAGGGUUAAAGUUCAACAGGUGUACCUGUACCGACGCCACUGGAUGCCCAUGUGGCACUAGCUAGAUUGCUGCCUCUCGCAUCAAUCCAAAGGCACAGUGUUUAUGCCGGGAAUGAAGCCUUUUGAUGGUAGUUUCAUAACUGGGGUGUGUGGGGAGGAGCACAUCCGGUUUGUGCGUAGGGCAGGUAUAGACAUGCUUGGGCCAAAAGCACCUCUAAUGGUCUGGUUCCCAGCUGAUUGUCUGGGCUUGCAUAGCUCGCACAUGUGGUAUUUGAUUCCCUGCGUGGUUAAUUGAUUCCCUGCAUGGGUGAAAAGUCACCUGACAGUGAGGUUAGGUGAUCUACAGGUGAGUGUUUGGUGAUAUACAGGAGACCAUUUGGAGUCUCAUGUAGAAGCAGAAUUCACACAUACAUAUACACACAUGUGCAUAGAUAAACAUCUAUAUCUACACACACACGCGCAUUAAAAAUCAAGCAAAUGUACUCACAUAAAACCAGCACAAUAAUAAUGCAUCAGCAACAAUAAGUCAAAAUCCAAAGUUUUUAUUGCAUUCCAGAGGGAGAGGGAGCUUGGAGGGCCCCUGUAGGAGAGGGCUUCCUAAGUUGUGAUGCACCUACCAAUUUUAAUAUCCUUGAGCAGAAAAGGCAGAAGGAGCAGGGCCCUGUCUGGUUGUGACACAUGGGGAAUUUCAUGCGGGAGAAGAUAUUGUGGGGCACCUGAAGUCAGAGGUGUUCGCUCUUCUUGCCAGGAGCUGAUCUCCACCUGAAUGCUUGUCUUUCUCUCUCUCUUUCCUUCCCUCUCACUGCCCCCGCCCUGCAGCUGAAUUCCUUUGAACAGCUCUGCAUCAACUACACCAAUGAAAAGCUCCAGCAGCUCUUCAACCACACCAUGUUUGUGCUGGAGCAGGAAGAGUAUCAGCGAGAGGGUAUUGAAUGGAACUUCAUUGACUUUGGCCUGGACCUCCAGCCCUGCAUAGACCUCAUCGAGAGGCCGGUGAGCUGCCUGGGGAUGGGAGAAACGAGAUAAGAGACACACCGUGCUUAUUUGGGGAAAGUCUAUUCCAUUUAUAGGGAAGAGGCUUUCUUCUACAAGGUAUUGGCCGGGGUGGGAGAUUUUGAUCGGCACCUCAACAAUCUGACAUUUUUGCCCCAGUCUAUGAGGAGGUUCAGUGGAAUCUGCGCAUAGGAGCAUCACACAUGCUUCCUUUUUUGCUGUUUGUUUGUUUUAGCACGCACAAAAAGAAAGAAAUGCAAUAGCUGCAGGCUUCUCCCAGCAGGCAGAUGCAACAAUGGAGAAGGUUGCAGGAGACUCCACCACACUCCUUGGCAGCAAAUUCCACUGUCGAACAGCUCUUACUGUCAGGAAGUUCUUCCUAAUGUUUAGGUGGAAUCUUCUUUCUUGUAGUUUGGAUACUUGCAGGGAGGUUUUUGUCCUUUAAAAAAAAGCAAGCAUGCAGGAACAUCCACAAACACUAUUUUUCCCCUCCUCCCCGACCCAGUGUGUGUUUGGCUGAAUCACCUGGGACUGUUGGCACCCCUUGGCAGUGCACUUGCACCCCGCUAAUGACAUGGUGUGACCUGGAGUAUGUGGAUUGAUUUUCCUGUGAAAGCUGGUAGGCGGUUAGGAAUCUCAGCUCCAGACCUUUUUAUCUAGGCUGAUCCUACAACUAGUCAUUUAGGGUGUAAUCACCACACCUCUUUCACUCGCAUUUUAUAUUCCUCCCAUGUUUUCCUACGGAGUCUUCCUGGAGCUGGUGGGGUUCCCUUACCUUGAGAAAACUAGCUUAAGGGGGGGGGACCCGCAGCAGUAGCCCUGUGGGUGAUCCUUAGUGCUGUUUUACUGUCCUCUGGGAGGUGCAUGGCUUUGACAUGUUCAUUGACAUUCUUGGGGAGGAGGCAUGUUGUUCUAACACCUCCUCCCUUCAGGCAGAGCUGUGUCUUGAGCACCCCUUUCUGGUCAACACCAUUGCCGGGUGGGUUCUCUCACUCCCUGCAAAUACAGCAUUUUGACAAUUGUUUUGCUUUAAUAAAUGGCUCGAAAUCAUGGCGCAGGGAAUGGCAGUGGAAGUGUAGGCAUCCUGAUUUUGUUUAAAGAACCUUAUACAGUGGUACCUCGGGUUACAUAUGCUUCAGGUUACAGACGCUUCAGGUUACAGACUCCGCUAACCCAGAAAUAGUACCUCAUGUUAAGAACUUUGCUUCAGGAUGAGAGCAGAAAUCGUGCGGCGGCAGCGGGAAGCUCAAUUAGCUAAAGUGGUGAUUCAGGUUAAGAACAGUUUCAGGUUAAGAACGGACCUCUGGAACGAAUUAAGUUCUUAACCCAAGGUACCACCGUACACUUUUCCAGGCACUCAGUACAAUUGACUCUUUUCCAGUCUGUUUAUCCACACCCACAAACAACUCUUCCUAGUGAGGCAAUUUCAGCUUCUGCCUCAAUUUCCCCCUUGGGUUCCCUUGCUUAAUGGUUUUGGUUUUCCUCUGUCCCAGGCAAACCCCCCAGGGGUGCUGGCUCUGCUAGAUGAAGAGUGCUGGUUCCCCAAAGCCACUGACAAGAGCUUCGUGGAAAAAGUUACCCAGGAGCAGGGAACCCACCCCAAGUUCCAGAAGCCCCGGCAGCUGCGGGACAAAGCUGACUUCUGCAUCAUCCAUUACGCUGGCAAGGCAAGUUACCUCCACCCCACCCCCAUGCUGGGUUUCCCCCUAUUUGCUGACAGUCCUGGGCUCACUUGCAUCUUGUGGUUCUUCCUGCUAGGAGGCGAAAGCCCAGCUGCUGUGUUCUAGGUCUGCAGGUGUUGCUGGACUACAACUCCCAUCAUCCCUGACCAUUGGCUGGAGCUGAUGGGAGUUGUAGUCAGGUAUCACCUGUAGGGUACCAGAUUGACAAAGGCCAGUCUCGUGACCUAACUGCAGUGUCUAAAGGAGGGGGCUCAGAGCUCCGUAGUGGAGCUGAGGUCCCAGGCUGCAUCUCAGUUAACAGGGCUGGGAAAGGCCUAUUGCCUGAGGGCCUGGAUAGCUGCUGGCAGUCGGACUUUGGCCCCUUCUUUCAGUUUCAUUUCAUAAAAUUUAUAUACCGCUUGAUUCUAAGAAAACUUCUAAGUGGUUUACAGUGAUAUAAUAUUAAAAGGAUCAAAAAAAAAGCUUGCAUUUAAAAGAUUGGCAAAAUCAGUGCUUUUUUUGAGGGUCCAGGGGUAUGCACACCCCUAAACAUUUUGUGAAUCUUCGUGCUUUUGUCCAUUUACUGCAUUUAUUUCCCCCGAUUUGAACUAUAAAAUGGUGAUUUUCUUGAGUCAAUAUGAGAGUACCCCUAAACAUACUUUUUUUUUUAGAAAAAAAGCACUGGGUAAAACUAUGAGUAGCUAAAAUAAAAAUAAAACACAUGUAACUUCUUCAUGAGGGACGCGGGUGGCGCUGUGGGUUACAUCACAGAGCCUAGGACUUGCCAAUCAGAAGGUCGGCGGUUCGAAUCCCCGCGACGGGGUGUGCUCCCAUUGCUCGGUCCCAGCUCCUGCCCACCUAGCAGUUCGAAAGCACGUCAAAGUGUAAGUAGAUAAAUAGGUACCGCUCCGGCGGGAAGGUAAACGGUGUUUCCGUGCACUGCUCUGGUUUGCCUGGUUAGUCAGGCUGGCCACAUGACCCGGAAGCUGUACUCUGGCUCCCUCGGCCAAUAAAGCGAGAUGAGCGCCGCAACCCCAGAGUCGGCCACGACUGGACCUAAUGUCAGGGGUCCCUUUACCUUUACCUAACUUCUUCAUGGCUGGAUAGGCUUACUUAAGCGAAAAUGCCUUAAACAGAUGCUGAAAAAAGCACAGCAAAGGCUCCUGUCUGGCAUCAACAGGCAAGGAGUAGGUGCUGCCACAACAAAAGAUCGAUUUCUUACAAGCGCCAAAUGAGUAUUAUGUGGCACUUAUGAUCAGUAUGAGGCCCCUGACCACUUGCAUCCAAAGGAAUGUGGCCCUUGACCCCCCUCCCCCCCAAAGGUUGUCCACUUCUGUUUUUUUUUAAUAAGAUAUUUAUUAAGGUUUUUUAAAGUAUUACAAUAGAAAUGAAAAAGAAAAGAGAAAAAUACAAAAUAAAAACAGUUAAAAACACACAUAUUUUCAGUUACUUAUUUUCCUUUAGCUUGUUUCCGGACCUCCUCGUACCUCCCUUUUUGUAUUCCACUUCAGUUUAUUGGUUCAGCAAAUCCUUACCAUUAGAUUUUAACCCAUUUAUAACCCUUUUUUCAUAUUCUCUUAAAGCAUUACAGCUAGAAACCGCUUAAUUACUAUCCAACAUCAUUCUAUCAUUCAUGAAUUUUACAAUAUUUCUGUAAAUAGUCUUUAAAUUUCUUCCAAUCUUCUUCCACCGACUCUUCUCCCUGGUCUCGGAUUCUGCCAUUCAUUUCUGCCAAUUCCAUAUAGUCCAUCACCUUCAUCUGCCAUUCUUCCAAAGUGGGUAGAUCUUGUGUCUUCCAAUACUUUGCAAUAAGUAUUCUUGCUGCUGUUGUAGCAUACAUAAAGAAAGUUCUGUCCUUCUUUGGCACCAAUUGGCCGACAAUGCCCAGAAGAAAGGCCUCUGGUUUCUUCGCAAAGGUUGUCCACUUCUGGAGUAGACACUAUUGGGCUUAGAAAUGAACUGAAUGGUCCAACUUUGGGAUAUGGCGGUUUUAUCCCUGCACAUGGCUGGGUUGUGAUGCACCCAUAGGUCUGAUAUUUAUGCCUUUUCUCCUUCGCUCUCCCCCCUUUUCCUUUGAAAGGUUGACUACAAAGCAGACGAGUGGCUCAUGAAGAACAUGGACCCCUUGAACGACAACGUGGCUACGCUUCUCCACCAGAGCGCAGACAAGUUCACGGCAGAGCUGUGGAAAGAUGGUAGGGGGCCUGGGAAGAUCUAAGCUGAUCCGUUCAUAGGCCAUCUUCUGUCACCAGUGUCCUCCGGGCGGCUUGCAGGGAUUAAAACAAAAAAAGCAAUACAGUCGUGCCUUUGAUCCCUAAUGCCUUGGUACUCAGACGUUUUGGUUCCUGAACGCCGCAAACCCAGAAGUGAGUGUUCCGGUUUGCGAACAUUAUUUGGAACCGGAACGUCUGACGGGGAUUCUGUAGCUUCUGACUGGCUGCAGGAGCUUCCUGCUGCCAAUCAGAAGCUGCGCCUUGGUUUCUGAACAUUUUGGAAGUCGACCGGACUUCCGGAACGGAUUCUGUUCGACUCCAAGGUACGACUGUAUUGCAAUAGAACAAUGAAGAUAGUGGGUAGCUUUAAAACAGAGAGUUAACUCAAUAAUUAAUGAGUCACGGGGAGUGGGGAGCAGUUGCCUGCAUUGAAUCUGAGUCUCCAUACUUACACAUAUUAUUAACCUGUUUUAACUUAGUGGCCUGUAGAUCUUAAUAACUGUCAAUAUAACUUCUCAAAGCUGCUUGAAGCUCUCUCUUGUUGCUGCUGGUACUAACCACUUUGCUCUUUGCUCUUUCUGUUUCCUUCUAUCCUUGACCCACCUCUCUCUUUUCCCCCUGUAAUGGAUUGCUUUGCGAAACCUCACCUCCCCCUUCCCUGCCUGGCCCUGUCCUUUCUCCAGAGAUCCAGAACAUACAGAAGGUCUAUUUCUUUGACAGCUAUGCCGUGGCAUCUCAGGGUCCAGCAGAAAGUAUGUCCCUCCUUCCCACACAUGAGCCACCAGCAUGUAGGAAGGGAGGGCUAUAGGCAGGUUUAUGAGGGGGGAAGACAUGCACCCUCUUCCUCUUAAUAUCUGGGGUGCGGAACCAGGGGGACCUCUAGCUGUCACCCAACUCCCAUCAGCCUCAAACCAGUGUGGCCCAUGGUCAGGGAUGAUGGGAGUUGUAGUUCAGUAAUGUUUGGAGGGCCACAGGUUCCCCACCCCUGUUUAAUAUUUUCUAGAUGAGCCUUUUCCCCAAACUUGGGGAACUACAAACAGAUGGGACUACAUUUCCCAUCAUCCCCGACCACAGAAGCUGCUAGAUAGGAGUGAUGGGAGUUGUAGUACAACAGCAUCUGGGGACCCAAGGUUGAGAAAGGCUGGUUUAGACCAUGGGCGGGGAACCUCCGCUGUCAGUCUGCGACACCCACCAUCCCUGACCAUUGGCUAAGAGAGCUGAGGGUGCUGGGAGUUAUAGUACAACAACAUCUGGGGAUCCAAGGUUGUAGAACAUUGGUCUAGACCAGCCUUUCUCAACCUUACGUCCCCAAAUGGGACUACAGUUCCCAUCACCCCUGACCACUGGUCCUGCUAGCUGGGGGUGAUGGGAGUUGUAGACCCAAAACAGCUGGAGAACCACAUUUAGGAAACCCUGGUCUAGACCAUGGAUGAGGAACCUUUGGCCCUCCCAGUAUUUUCAGUGUCACAGCUCCCAUCAUCCCUGGCCAUUGGCCAUGCUGGCAGAAGCUGGAGUCCAUGAAUCUGGAGGGCCAGAGGCUUCCUAUCUGGGGUCUGGAUAAUUCAGAUGUGAUUUCCUUUACUAACAGUGCACUCCUGCGAAUUGGUUUAAUAAGUCCCAUUCUUUUAAAUAGGGCUUAGUCCCUGGCAAGUGUGCUGUGUUUUCAGGAGCGCAGCCUCAAAGCCGCUCGUGGACUUCAGAAUUAAAUUGCCGUGGUUUCUUUUCACUCUCUCCGCUCUGCCCCACAUGUCCUCUGGGUGCUACCUGGGCAUGACGCUCCCUUUCCUCUCUGCAGUAUCUAAACCAACAGCAGCCCAAGAGCACCUUGAGGCUUCUCCCUUCAAAGGCCCACUGAGGCAGAUGGGAGCAAACAGGCCCUCAGGACUGCUGGGAAACACUCGCCUUGUUUUCUUCUGCUCUCCAACGGCAGUUUAAAUUGUGUGGAUUAAGAAAGCGGAGGUGUGAGAAGGGGCUCAUUGAAACUUGUUUCAAUGUCCCUUGAGGGCUGGGUUUCCACUGUCCUUCGUCACAUCCGCUCUGAAUGUUUUAUGUAUAACUUAAGUGGGUUGGGAAAGGCCAUUGGCUCCAGGUGGCUUCCGUUCCCUCAGGGAGGGCUCAGAGGGGUUUGGGCAGUUGCAAUGGGUGUUACGUGGGGUUGGGAGGGAGGGAGGAAACCCACAGAUUCCUGCAUUUCCCCCUGGGGAGUGGGCUGGAAGUGCUGGACGUGAGCUGAGAAGCCCCUUCCCCCUGUUCCACAGUGGACCGAAUUGUAGGCCUGGACCAAGUGAGCGGGAUGGGAGACCUUGCCUUCGGCUCCUCAUACAAGACGAAGAAGGGGAUGUUCCGGACGGUGGGGCAGCUGUAUAAGGAGUCUCUCUCCAAGCUCAUGUCAACCUUGCGCAACACCAACCCCAACUUUGUGCGCUGUAUCAUCCCCAACCAUGAGAAAAGAGUGAGUUGCUCAGGCGACAGAGGCCUGUAGUGCGUAUGAGUGUCCUGGCAUUGAAGGGAGCCCAUCGGAGAAUGUCGCUUCUGCUCUGAAGCAGGGGAGGCCUCCUUCUCUGUCAAAAGCAGGCCCAAGCCUGCCUCUGGGUGAAAGGGGAAGGGAGUUUCUUGGCCAAAGGGCUGUGUGGAGACCUCUGAGUGUCUGGAGGCGGUUGGAGGAUGCCUGGCGGUCGUUGGAUUGAGGCUGAAUCCCAACAAGACAGAUGUACUGUUUCCGAGGGAGACAAGGGCGGGCGGGUGUGGGGAACUCCCUGGUCCUGAAUGGGGUAACUGUGCCCCUAAAGAACCACGUGCGCAGCCUGGGGGUCAUUUUGGACUCACAGCUGUCCAUGGAGGCGCAGGUCAAUUCUGCGUCCAGGGCAGCUGUCUACCAGCUUCAUCUGGUAUGCCAGCUAAGGCCCUACCUGCCCGCACACAUUCUUGCCAGAGUGGUACAUGCCCUGGUUCUGUCUGACUUUAGAAGACAACUAAAAUAGGGAAGUUUUUAAUGUUUGAUGUUUUACUGUGGUUUUAUACUUUGUUGGAAGCCGCCCGGCAGUGGCUGGCGCAACCCAGUCCAAUGGGCGACAUAUAAAUAAAUUAUUAUUAUUAUUAGUAGUAGUAGUAGUAGUAGUGCACAUCUCCCAUGAGGGAUGAUGGGGAUUACACUCUCGGUAACUUUAGUCGCACCACAGGCCCUCCAUCCUUGGCAUGCAGUGGCUAGAAUGUUAGACAGGCCAGGGAAACCUGAUUCGAAUCCUCCUCUGCCGUGGUAGCCUUGGAAAACUGGUCCAGUCCCACCUCGCAUGGUUGUUGGGAAGAUUAAUGAGGGAUAGCUCCCCCACAUACCACCCUGGGCUUCCUGGAGGGUGGGCAAGGUAUAACUAAGAGAACAAGCAGUAUUACUCUGCUUCCUGAAGUGCCCUCUGACAGGUCCUGCUUCUUCCCGGCUCCUAUUACAGGCUGGAAAACUGGAGCCACACCUCGUGUUGGACCAGCUACGCUGCAACGGAGUCCUGGAGGGAAUUCGCAUUUGCCGCCAGGGCUUUCCCAACCGCAUCAUCUUCCAGGAAUUCCGGCAGAGGUACCCGGAGGACUUGAGGGAGGCCCGGCCUUAGUUAGGAGGGCAACGGGCGUGUGCCCAGAGGGGUCUGCCCCUGUUCUCAGCCCCUGAGGCUCGGAUCCACCAUGGGCCUAACUCAUCCCUGGUAUCUGAGGGUGUUAACGUCAAGCUCAAGUGUGCGUGGUGUCCAUGCGAUUUGUAACCUCCCUGCUUUCUCCUUCUCUCCCGGCAGGUAUGAGAUCCUGACUCCAAAUGCCAUUCCUAAAGGCUUCAUGGAUGGGAAACAGGCCUGCGAACGCAUGGUACGUGGGGCUCUCUGGCCAGGGCGAUGGGGCAAUGUGGGCUAGAACGGGCCCAGAUGCAGAAAACCAGAAUGUCCUACCGACUAAUCCCUCCCACCCCCCAAAAAACCCACCUUCUGUUUCUUUUCAUCCUUACAGAUCAAGGCCUUGGAACUGGACCCCAACCUCUUCCGCAUCGGCCAGAGUAAGAUCUUUUUCCGCGCUGGCGUCCUUGCUCACCUGGAGGAGGAGCGGGACCUGAAGAUCACAGAUAUCAUAGUCUCCUUCCAGGCAGCUGCCCGCGGAUACUUGGCCCGCAAGUGAGCACGGAGCCGCUAUACUGGGGCAAAUUGCCCGUGGGCCACUUUAAAGCAGGAUGUCAUCAGAUUCUGGGGCAGGGAACCCAGAGCUGUACAGGAGGUAGUGAUGGACUCCCAACUCCCAUCAGCCCCAGCCAGCCUGGCCUAUUGGUCAAGGAUGAUGGGAGUUGUAGUCCAAAAACACCUGAGGGGGUCAGAAUUCCCCCCAUCCCUGACAACAGAGGAGUAGACAGUUAUAGAACUGUAGUAUUGGAAGGGACCCCAAGGGACAUCUAGCUCAACCCCCUAGAGAGAUCUGUGAGCAAGUGUUUGGCCUGUUGCAGGGGUGCCUCUGUGCGCCUCUGGUGAAGCUGUCAUGGCUGCCACUACACACACACCGCAACCAAGCAGAGGCCGUAACCUGUUCUGUCAGCUGUAGAGCAGCCAGUUAGGCUUCUUUCAAGCCUGAUUGUACCAGAGGGGAGAAGUGGGGGAAAGGGAAAGGAAUGUGUGGGCACCAGGGAAGCAGAUACGUGUGUCAUUCCGGAGUCGUGGGUUCAAACCCCGCGUUGGAUGAAUGAUUCCUGCAUUGCAGGGGGGGGUGGACACAGUGACCCUUGUGGCCCCUUCCAACUCUGCAAGUCAAUGAUUCUGUGAUUCUGCCCAUGGGGUCCAUGUUGGCAGCCUCUGGCUUAGUACGCUUGGGAAGCCAGAACUUCUGGUAUUCCCUGGAGAGGGGUUUUCACUUCAUCCGCCGCCAGUGCUUGGGUGGAACCUCUGUGACUGGCCAUGCCCUCUUCUCGGGAAUCUUGUGACGGGACCCAUGACUCUUCCUCAGAACUCUUCAUUGGGCACACAGAGUCCCUGGGCUAGGAGAUUGCUCUCCACCUGGCUCCCUGACCGCCCUCAGUAGGCCUUCUUCCUUUUGUCUCCUCUGGAGUCAGAAACCUAUAUGAACCAAGCCAGCUGCAAACACAGCUUCACUGGUGGGCUUUGCAUGGAGGGUGGAGGGGAGGGUAAGGAAUUACAGAAGGUUCCAGCAUUGCAGGGGGUUGGACUGGAUGGGGGUCCCAGCUCUACGUUUCUAUGAUACUACAUGCGCAGAGCCCUGGCUAAGGUACCUAACCGUGCUUUUCUGACUGUGUACACUUCCCUCUCCUCUCAGAGCCUUCAUAAAAAAGCAGCAGCAGAUGAGCGCUCUCAAGGUCAUGCAGCGUAACUGCGCCGCCUACCUCAAGUUGCGCCACUGGCAGUGGUGGCGCCUUUUCACCAAGGUGGGUCAGGCGGCGAUGCUAAGGACGGGGGUGUCUCAUAGGACAUCAGGCAUGGUUUGGGGAAGAGCAGCCUCACGGGCCAACUUGAGACCUGUCCCAUGGAGGGCGGAGGUUCUUCCUUCUCAACCCCCCCACCCCAACCUCCCACUUUGGCUCUCUCAACACCUUCCCCUCCUUUUCUUCCUCCUCCCCUUUUCCCCAGGUGAAGCCCCUGUUACAGGUGACCCGUCAGGACGAGGUGAUGCAGGCAAAGGCAGUGGAGCUGCAAAAGGUGCAGGAGAAACACGUGAAAACCCAAAUGGACCUGAAGGAACUGGAGAACAAAUACCAGCAGGUGAGCAGGGAGAGUGGGAGGAGCCAGGAGUCCUCAGCCAUUAAGCCGCACCUCCUCUCCUGACAUCUGCAGCGGAAGCCCCACCCCCUUCUCUUUCAACCAUUCACUUGGACUCUCCUUGCAUUGCCCUCCAUAUUGGCCUUCCUGCCUGCCUACUCCGUGUCCUGAAACAGAUUUUAUAAUAGGUCCGCCUGAACUCCUUUUUCUGUUGGGUCACAUCCACACCAUAAGCACUCUUAUAACACAUUAACAGUCAUGGCUCCCCCCACCCAAAAAAAGAAUCAUGGGAACUGUAGUUUAGCCCUCCCAGCAACCUUGGCAAACUACAGUUCCCGGGGCUCCACACCUGUGGUGUACGAGUGCAUUAGUUGUAUGGCGCAGGUGUGACCUUUCAUUUGUGAGGACUGCAUCCUCCUCCUCCUCCUCCUCCUCCUCCUCCUCCUCCUCCUCCUCUAUAAUUCACACUGCUUGUACGUUCCGCGUCAAGCUUCUACUCCCCACUGCUUAAAUGCCGGGAUUGGGAUAAAACCUUCCUUACUUAAUGGUUUGCUGUACCCUAACGUCCUGAGCUAGGCUCCAGGGGGAUCUGAUGCCUGUCCCUCCUUGCUCCUUGAUCCCGUUUCCGUGGCUAGCUCUCGGAGGAGAAGGCCAUCCUGGCCGAACAGCUGCAGGCGGAGACGGAGCUGUUUGCCGAAGCCGAGGAGAUGCGGGCGCGGCUGGCGGCCCGGAAGCAGGAGCUGGAGGACAUCCUGCACGAGCUGGAGUCGCGGGUGGAAGAGGAGGAGGAGCGUUGCCAGCAGCUGCAGGGGGACAAGAAGAAGAUGCAACAGCACAUCCAGGUGAGUUGGGAAGAGAGGACCGUCCACCACCACCAGGAGGAGCAAAGGAGGAGGGCAGCUGCCGCCCACUCCCUUGCGGGAAGGCGGCUAAAUUGAUCCAUGCAGCUAUACGUUAGGUGUGGUGGGUGGAACGAAGCAAGAGUUUUGCUUCAUCUGCUAACGUUUGUGCAGAAAUCGGCUUUUCUCGGACCAAGCUUCUAAGGGCAUGCACAGAGAGAGAAGGUUGGUUGUUACCAGGUUAGUUGUGACGCUGAACGGGGCCUUCUCAGUGGUGGUGCCUCAGUUGUGAAAUUCCACUCCUAUAAAGGCCUACCAACCAAAUCCCUUUAAAAAUCAUCUUUAAAAAUAGGUCCUGGUUUUGUUGUGAAAUACAGUCAAACCUUGGUUGUCAAACGUAAUCCGUUCCGGGUGACUGUUCAACUUCAUAAACGUUCGACAACCGAGGCAUGGCUUCUGAUUGGUUGCAAGAGCUUCUUGCACUCAAGCAGAAGCCAUGUCAGACAUUCCGAAAAACAUUCGAAAACCAGAGCAUUUACUUCCAGGUUUUCAGCGUUCAGGAGCCGAAACAUAUGAUAACGGAAGUGUUCGAGAACUGAGGUUUGACUGUAAAUGCUUUUGUUUAUGGCAUCUGCAGAGCCCUUAGGGUGACUUGCACAGUCAUCCUUGCGUCAGUCCUGUGCUGCAGGGUAGACUUGGGGGUGAGCGACUGCCCUGAGGUCGCCCAGUGAACUUUGUAGGUGAGCAGGGAUUUGAACCUGGGUCUCCCUGGUCCCAGUCCAGCCACUACACUGGGCUUGAAUAUUCUGCUAACCCUGCUGCUUUGUUGAGGCAGUUCCAGGGCUUGAAAUAACCGCUCCGCUUCUUUUAUAUGGCCCGCUUCUUUACGUAUGCCCAUUGUCCCCUGCUCUCCCUCCUCCCUCGUAGGACAUCGAAGAGCAGCUGGAGGAGGAGGAGGCCGCCCGGCAGAAGCUGCAGCUGGAGAAAGUGAGCACGGAAGCCAAGAUGAAGAAGAUGGAGGAAGACCUGCUGGUGCUUGAAGACCAAAACUCAAAACUGCACAAAGUGAGUUGGGGGCCUUUCCUGCUGCAGCCUCCCCACCUCUGGCACAAAGCAGAAAAAGGCGUUAUUUGUGGUGUGGUUUUUUUUGCCUGCCUGCCUGCCUUGUGUUUCGUGGCCCAUCCUUGCUCUGGUGGGCAGCCCUUUGGUUGCUUCUGUUCAUAUAUCUAAAAUUUUAUUAGUUUUUUAACAUAUAAUAUUCAGCAGUAAUUAAACAUACUUUUACAUCUUAUUCGAUUUUUUUUGACUUCCACCAGUCCUGUCUGAAAAUUUUCCAGUCUAAUCUCUUAGUAUGCAUUUCUUAUUUUCCCUAUUGCAUUGCAGUCUCAUAAUCAAUAUCUCUAUCUUUUUCUACUUUGUAACACUUCGUAUCUUUCUCCUUACAAAACUUCUUGUAGUCCUACUAGCGUGGUUGCUUCUCUUCUCAAGCGCUUCAGCAAGUUACGUUUUAUUGUGUUUGUUUAGAGUUGAAAACCGAUAAUAUAUAUAUAUAUAUAUAUAUAUAUAUAUAUAUAUAUAUAUAUAUAUUAAAAAGAGGAGGAACCUCAGCCUGCUGCUGCUGCUUUGUGAGGAGCAGACUGCCCUUGGUGCGGGGGGGCGGCGGAUUUAAACUAUUAAACUCCACAGUUGCAGAGAUGGAGAGAUAGAGGUGAAGAGGGGGCUAUUUGGGGGCCCUAGAGACACUUCCAAGCUCCUGCUGGUUUUGGGGGGCUGUUUCACUCAUAUACCAGCUAGUUCAGGCAGCGCAACUACAAGCUGGAUUGGAGCUCUUGCUCAACAAGCCUUGUCCCCCCUAAAAAAAAGAUCAGAUGUUUUGCAGUAAGGAAAGUUAACAGGGAAAUGCUGGAUCACCUCUGCUUUGGCCUGCUUUGUCUGACCUUUCUGCAAAUGAAUUGGGGUGGGUGCUCAAUAAAGCAGCUUGUCUGGAAGUGAGAUCUAGGAGGAGGCGGAUGGGUAAUAGAAAUGUUGGCUAGGUCAGGACUCUAGGAGCCUGGACUCCUGGGUUUCCUGGAAGUGUUAGGCAUAUUUGGAUCCUAACCCCCACCCACCCUGUGUCUUUUUACACCCACUGCCUUCACCAGGAGAGGAAGCUGAUGGAGGAACGUCUCUCCGAGUUCACCUCCCAUAUGGCAGAGGAGGAGGAGAAGGUGAAGAGCCUUUCCAAACUGCGCAACAAAUACGAAGCCGUCAUCGCCGACAUGGAAGGUGCGUCUGGGAACGGGAGUACACAGAGGUGGGGGGCGGCCUAGAUUUCUUCCCUGGGCACUUCAGACGCCAGGAAUCGUAUUCCUUUGGUGUGGCAAUUGAAAACUGGCCUCUUUGGGGAAGUGCUUCUUUGGGGAGGUGUCUGUCCCUCCCCUACCAACUGGCAGCCUCUUGGCUAAAGUCCGUGCACAGAGAAUGAGCUGCGCAGGGUGUUGGUGGGGCCACAGCUUGGUAGGAGAGCACAUGCUUCUCCUGCAGAGAGUCCCAGGUUCGCUCCUUGGCAUCUCAAAAGGAAGACAACUGGGGAAAGGGAUUCCUGCCUGAAGUCCUGGAGAUCCUGUUGGUGCAGGCCAGGGUUUCCCCAAACUUGGGUCUCCAGCUGUUUUUGGACUACAACUCCCAUCAUCCUUAGGUCAGGGAUGAUGGGAAUUGUAGUCCAAAAAACAGCUGGAGACCCAAAUUUGGGAAACCCUGGUGUAGACCAAGACCGGGCUUAGCCGAUAACAUAACAAGAGCCCUCCUGGAUCAGGCCAGUGGCCUAUCUAGUCCAGCAUCCUAUUCCCACAGUGGCCAGGCAGGUGUCCUUACUGGAAGCUCCAAAGCAGUUCCUGAACGCAGCUCCCACACUCUCCACUUGCGAUUCCCAGUAACUAGCAUCCAGAGGCUAUAUUACACUGCCUCUGACAGCGGAGGUGGAACAUUAGGGACCAAUUUUGGGCUCUGGUUAGGGAUGGGGAACAUGUGGCCUUCCCAGGCAAUGCUGGACUACAACUCCCAACAUCCCUGGCCAUCAGCCACGCAGGCUGUGGCUGAUGGGAGCUGGAGUCCAGCUGCAUCUGGAGGGCCGCACGUUCCCACCAGCGAUGAACAGCCUGCUUCGUGUGCUUCUGCAAUGGGGGCGUCCUGUUUCCUUGCUUGACCUUUCCCCCAUUCUCCCCUCCCUUCGCCCUUCUAGAUCGGCUAAAGAAGGAGGAAAAGGGGCGCCAGGAGCUGGAGAAGCUGAAGCGCAAGCUGGACGGGGAGGCUGGGGACCUGCAGGAGCAGGUGGUGGAGCUGCAGCAGCAGCUGGAGGAACUCCGGCAAGCGCUGGCAAGGAAGGAAGCCGAGCUACAGGCAGCGCUGGCCAGGUAAGUGUGCCAGGCUGGAGGCUCCUGCCUGUUUGGCAGUGGAGGCUGAUUCAACAGGGCACUGCCCAGCCAGCCUCACUCUCCCAUCUGCUGGUAAGCUAGGCUGGCUGCAAGUAGCCUCAAGGUGGAACUCUUCCUUCCCAUUUGUUAGGAUUCUUUUUUGUGGGUAUCCAAGAAUCAACAAGGGAAGCAGAAAUGCGUAAGAGUUUAAGCGCCCUGCCCUGCAGAUGGUUGUUAUGGCUUCCUCAUAGGGAAUCCCUUAGAGCAGGGAAUAGGCAGAAGGUAGAUAUGGGGAUCUGCUGGAAGAUCUCAGGGUGGCUUUUGCAGCAGAUCUCAUCAAGGAUGCCCGGCUCUUGGUCGUCCAACAAGUAGCAAUGACUUUUCCUUCCCAAUUAGGCUUCUGAAACGAAGGAAAGCAUUGGUGGAAACUAUGAAUGGACUUUUUUGUGUGUGGAAGGACUUUGAUCUCCACUCUGGUACUUGGGACACAUUCCUGGGCAGCUGAGAUGCACUCAGAGGGGCACUUGUCUUUUAAUUCUAAGCAUAUGCCUGCCCCUUUUAAAACCCACUGUUUUGCACUUUGCUCCAGCUAGUGGACCUUGAGGGUUCUAGGGUGAAACAAAGCUGAUACCCUGACUUAGGGCAACCUAACUAACCAAAGUCAUUAACCUAUGACUCCCAAGCAUGGCUUAGAAAGAAACUUCCUUAAAUUUCUGAAGUAUAGGUACAACUUUGGGUUAGAUUCAGGGGAACACAAUUGCUCCUCUGUGCCUCUUUGGCAUCCUGCAAAGAUCUUCCUCUCUUCCCCUUUUGGGUGCCUGCUGCCUGCCACUAGCUUUCCUCCUCCUCGCCCUCCUCCCCGCUGCCCCCCUUUCCCUCCGGCCCACCCUCAGCCUGGCCCUCUCGCCCCUCUGACCUUUCCCGCCCGCCUUGCAGGGUGGAGGAGGAGUCCGCGCAGAAGAACGCCGUGCUGAAGUCCCUUCGCGAGCUGCAGGCGCAGCUGGCUGAGCUGCAGGAGGACAUGGAGUCCGAGAAGGUGGCCCGCGCCAAAGCCGAGAAGCAGCGGCGGGACCUGGGCGAAGAGCUGGAGGCCCUGAAGACAGAGCUCGAGGACACCUUGGACUCGACGGCCGCGCAGCAGGAGCUACGGUAAGGGCCUGGUGGCAGCCGGCAGUCCUGCCUGGACCCGGAGGUGGCCGCACCUGGGGAUAAGUAAGCCGACAGGAGGCAGAGAUGGCCAUCGACUUGGAUGGUUUUGAAGGAGAGGGCUGGACAGACCCAUGGAAGACAAGGCUAUCCAGUGAUUGCUAGCCAUAAGGACUGGGUUCUGCUCCACAGCCAGAGGCAGUAAUGUGCCUGAAGGCCAGUUCCUGGAAACCGCAGGAGGGGAGAAUGGGCUCUUGCGCUCAGGUCUUGCUUGUAGGAUCUGGCCAGUCACUGUGAGAAAAAGAUGCUCGACUAGAUGAGCUUCUGACCUUGAUCCAACAAGGCUCUUAAAUUCUCCCCUACUCCCUUAGUGGUCUCUCCAGGGCAAGCCCGCCUCACCCUGCUAGCCUCACCCUGAUCCCGUCCUUUCCCUUCCCCUGGCAGGUCGAAGAGGGAGCAAGAAGUAACUGAGCUGAAGAAGACCAUUGAGGACGAGGUCAAGGUGCACGAAGCCCAGGUGCUGGAGAUGCGCCAGCGGCACACGUCUGCCCUGGAGGAGCUGUCGGAGCAGCUGGAGCAGUCGCGCCGGGUACGGGGCUGGGGGUGGGGGUUGCCGGGAUGUUUCUGGGGGAUUACAGAAAGGUGAGAGGGAGCUGGUAAGAGUGGAGAUACGGAGAAUCUGUGGGGCCUUCUUGGACUGCAGCAGCUCCCAUCAUCCAUUGGCCAUGUCGGCUGGUGAUGGAGUUGGAGCCCAACAAGAUGUAGAGGCUGAGAAGCUGGAAGGCUCUGAGAGCCAGAGAUCGGGAAGGCCUAAGACCAAGGGUGGCUUGGUUUUCAGAGGCAGGGAUGGGUUAGGAGAGGCCAACGGCCCAGAAAAAAGGGAGGGUCUGCCCCUAGUUAUCAUUUAUUUAUCUAUUGCAUUUAUGCCCCACCUUUCCUCCAAGGAGGUAUAUACAUGGUUCUCUUCCUACCCAUUUUAUCCCCACAAAAAAAACCCUGUGAGGAGGCUGUGACUGGCCCAAGGUUCACCCAGGGACCUUCCUGCCUGAGCAGGGAUUUGCACCCUGCUCUCCCCCAGGCCCUAGUCCAAACACUCCGACCGCCACACCACAUUGGCUCUCCUCUGGAGAACACUCAAGCAGAGAGAUUUUUUUAAGAAGUCAUACAUCCCCCUGAAAUAGGUCUGUUAAGUCCUUCAGCCCAGUUUUAAGCACAUCCAUUCGGUGAGCCCAGCAGGAUUCAACUUGCCUUAGUAAGCCUGCUUAAGGAUCAUGGAGGGGAGAGAGCAAGCAGUGCCCCAGAGCCAGGCCCUCGGCGGGUUCUGAUGUCUUUUCUUCCCCCCCACCAGUUCAAAGUUACCCUGGAGAAGACCAAGCAGGCCCUGGAAGGGGAGAACGUGGAGCUGCAGAAGGAGGUGAAGGUCCUGCAGGCAGCCAAGCUGGAGUCGGAGCAGCGGCGCAAGAAGCUGGAAAGCCAAGUCCAGGAGCUGCAGCUGCGGGCCACGGAUGGUGAAAGAGUCAAAGCUGAGCUUAUGGAGAGGCUGGGGAAGCUGCAGGUGUGUGUGUGUGUGUGUGUGUGUGUGUGUGUGUGUGUGUGUGUGUAAGUGUGUGUGUAAGCGCGCUCUCUGAAGACAACCAUCCUUCAAAUUGCCUUCUCCUUCCACUCCCAGUUCUCAUUUUCCAAAUCUUUUUACCCAUGUAGCCUCCCAGGCUUAUUAAGGCUCUCGUGUCUCUAUAGCUGUCCUCUGUACCUUGCAGGAUUUGUGCCGAGUCAGCCCACAAAUUCUAUGUUUAGAAUUAAUUGCACAAGAUAUUAAGUGCCCCUAUAAGUGCCUGCGUAAUUCUGCUGCAGAUAUUGAGAUGUUUAGGGGGGAGGGAAGUUGAGCAGCUGCUGGGGGUGGGAGAUGGCACCAAGAUGGUAAGACGGCAAGUAAAAACGGAGGGGAAGAGUAGGUAACAGUCACCGAAACAGCCCUGGCAGCCCAAAAUUAUACAAUGCUAUGCCCAGUUGCCAAUCUGUUUCCUGAGCCCCAAACGGCUUUCAUGGUUUAUAAAGCCUUUCUGUGCAUUCACAAGGACUGGGAAUAGGCAUUUUAAAAAUAUAUAAAAGAAAGCUGAAUUUCUCAGAAUUCCACAUUGUGCACCAAUUACCAGAGUGGGUUACUUGCUUGUUUGGUGGAUGCAUAGAAUACACAACCAGAGUCUUAUUUUUAACUUUUGACUUGUGAUAGAUGGAUGUUUUGAUUUCCCUUGAUGCAUUUGGACUUUUAUCUUUGGUAUGUGUAUGUGUCUGUCUCUCCCCGUCUGUCUGCUGCCUUCGUCUCCCGGAAACAGAACGAACUCGACGGAGUCUCCGGUACCCUUGGAAGUGCAGAGUCCAGGGCGAUAAAGCUUGCCAAAGAUCUGGCCAGUGUAGAAUCCCACCUGCAAGAUUCCCAGGUACAUGGCAAAACCUGGGAAUGCGAGACAGAGAGAGGCUGGACCCUGGAUGAUAGAGGGUGGUGGUUUGUGCCGGAAGGUGGGGGCAAUACUCAGAGGGCAAGAACAGAGAAUCCCUUGAGGUUUAGGGACAAGGGGAAAGAAUGUGUAAAGGGUAAGAAGCAGUUUCAGCUUGUAAAAUGUUGCUUUAUGUCCCAAGCAUAGCCGUGAGUUCACAAAGCAAUAUUGGACAAGUAAGUCACCGUUACAUUUGGCCUCUGUUUUUCUGUUUCUGUAAAUGCGAAUGAAUGUGUUCUGUCUCAUAGGGUGCAGCAAGAUGAAAAUUUGUAAAGUACCUGCAUAUUCCACAUGCUAAAAGAAAAAGUAUUCUCCCUGCUCACAAAUACAUUUUAUCAUUAAAUAUUAGUGGCCUGUGACAAAAAUAGGCUGUAAACAGCUAGGAACCCAAUGUAUCUACUUGUAAAACAACCUCGGAAAGAAGAUCUGCCUGGAACUCUCUUAAUGUUAGGAGGGGCAGGCACUAAUGAGCAUUGCUAGAUAGCAUGUAACGUCAUUUGGGGGCCACGAGUAAAAAGACCAUGCUCCAUCCUUUCAUGCUUCUGCCACCUGCCAUAGAGGCAGGUCUUGUAAUGCGUUAGGGCUUAAUUGCACCUAGUCCCUGUCUUAAGUUCCCCAGGAGAGCUCUAGUAGGUGCAGAGAGAACAGUGGGCUGAGAGCUGGGGCACCUGAUUUCCUGAGAGGGGAAGAAGAGGAGUAGAUCUGGACAGGUUUGGUCUCUUAGCACAUGUCCUUUAACCCCACUUCUCAAUCGCAGGAACUGCUCCAAGAAGAGACGCGGCAGAAAUUGAAUCUGAGUUCUCGAGUGCGGCAGCUGGAAGAGGAAAAAGCGGGUCUGCUGGAGCAGCUAGAGGAGGAGGAGGCUGCCAAGGGGAACUUCACCCGCCAGAUCCAGAGCUUACAGCAGCAGGUGGGAAACAGAAGUGGUUGACAGGCAGUCCUUCACCGCCAUACACAAAGUGUGAGCCAAAAGGAAAAAUCAGGUGUCAUUGGCUCUCGUGGGUCCACCAGAGAAGGCAUGUCGGACAAGCUUUUAUCUGAAGUCAAUGGCUUUCUCUAAGGAGAAAUGGAAAGAUCAAGGCUUCCUUGCCCCCUUUCUCCCCUGUGGAUUGAACUGGGGAAAUGUAUAUCCUGGCCCAGUUCUGCCAGAUCACUUUCUUUGGACCUGCACACAAAAGGGAAGAGGGACUUGGUUUCUCUGCCACCUCUUUCCUGGCACCAGGGCUUGGAAAAGUGCCCCUGCAAACGUAACUAGUUGGUGCUCCAGCCGAGGUGUGAAGUGGAAAGCGAGUUGCUGCUUUGCUCUCCGUGGGGAGAGGCAGCUCAGCUUGCCUUCCCCUUUCAGCCAGAGAUUUGCUGGGAAAUAUGUUAAAAAAUUAUAACGGAACAUGAUAUCUGGGUAAACACAUGCUAAUAGAGUUCUUUUUUAAAAGAAAGAAAAGUCAUUUUGCAUCAUCAGCAUUUGAAGAAAGGAAGAGAGGGGGCUGAUAAAUCGGUCUGGGUGGAACUGGGGCUUUUGCUGCAGAAGCCUCUCAUAAACUUGACUUCCGAAGUUCCCAACACCCCUUUGGUUAGCCUGGCGCUGUGCGGACAGUGUGUGACUUCCCCUGUGGCCAUUCCGCCAGGUGAUGGAGACCAAGAAGAAGCUGGAGGACGAUGCUGGGGUAGCCGAAGCAAUAGAGGAGGCUCGGCGCCGGGCAGCCAAGGACCUGGAGGCCCUCUCCUUGCGCUAUGAGGAGCGGGUCCAGGCCUGCGACAAGCUGGAGAAAGGACGGACUCGGCUGCAGCAGGAGCUGGACGAUGUCACCGUCGCCCUGGACCAGCAGCGCCAGGUGGUCUCCGCCCUCGAGAAGAAGCAGAAGAAAUUUGACCAGGUGAGGCCUGUGUUUCCCCCAUCUGGUCUUUCUGCCAAUUAGCUGUUCUGCAGUUUGCCCCUCAGUCACUGCAGUUGGCUAUACACUGCUUCCCGACUGGGGAAAUAGAUGUCUCUUCCCCUGCACACAAACAGCCCCUGUUCUAAUUCAGUUCUAAAAUGGCUUUGUGUACCUGAAAAGUGGUGUCUCAAAAACUACGCCCACGACAAGUCUUUCUUUGGCUUAGAAAAACCAUUAACUUAAACAGGUCUUUCACCUGUGAUUUGGAACUAUUCCCCUCACAAUGGGAUCUCUUUAUUCCUGUCAUUUUGGAUACCAUUUCCCCCCACCUUCCCGUCUUUAUCUUAAUAGUAACCUGCAUUCCUGCAUCUCUCUCUCUCUCUGCUGCGUCUGGCAUCCCCAAAAAUCCUAAGUUGAACCCAAUUCUCCGCUGCCCAGUCAAGGACAGCUUGGUCACUGUUUACAUUGAGGCCUCUUUGGAUCAUUGACAGAUGCUGGCCGAAGAAAAGCUGAUCUCUGCCCGCUACGCCGAGGAAAGGGAUCGAGCAGAAGCAGACUCCCGGGAGAAGGAGACCAAGGUGCUCUCGCUGAGUCGCGCCCUGGAGGAGGCUCUGGAGACACGGGAGGAGCUGGAGAGGCAGAACAAGCAGCUGCGGGCAGAAAUGGACGACCUGGUCAGCUCCAAGGACGACGUCGGCAAGAACGUAAGGGAGCCCGGACACCUGGGUCCACUGGAAGGGAAGAGGGGGUGACAGUAGGGCAGAAAUGUGCCGAGAGGUCUGGCUCUCAUUCUCUGAAGAAGGAGGCAGGAAGUAAAGUUUUUUCAGGCUGCCACUUCCUUUAAAACAAAUUCUUCUCUCCCCACCCCUCCCUUGCAACAGCAAGACCCACAAUUAUUAUUUUAUUUUAAAAAUGGAACCUUCAGAUUUCUAAGACUCCAGCACAGUCACGAGUUUGGGAAACUGCGGCAUAUGGGAUGUCAUGCAAACUUAGGAAUACUUUGAGAGGACGCCAGCCUUUCCACUACAAUCCCCUCGGUGUGAUCACGACACUCCACCCCUUACAUCAGGGGUGUGGGACAUGUGGCCCUCCACAUGUUGGAGGACUCAAACUCUCUUCAGCCCCAGCAAGCAGGGUCAAUAACCAGGGUUGUUGGAAACGGUAGCCCAGCUUCUCUCACCUAGCACCCCACCCCCGCUUCUUCCCAUCAGGUGCAUGAGCUGGAGCGUUCGAAGCGGGCCCUGGAGCAACAGGUGCAGGAAAUGCGAGCCCACCUGGAGGAGCUGGAAGACGAGCUUCAGGCCACGGAGGACGGGAAGCUCCGCCUGGAGGUCAACAUGCAGGCCCUGAAGGCCCAGCACGAGAGGGAGCUGCAGAACCGCGACGAUGCCAACGACGACAAGAAGAAGCUGCUUGGGAAACAGGUGGGGAGGGAGGCUGGGGAGGCUCAGUCCCUGUCAGCCUUUGCCCUGUGUGUCUAGAACAAAAAGUGUCAAGACUAGUGGCAAAAGGGCCCUUAUUUGCAUAAGAGGACCAGUGUGGUGCCACAGUUAGAGGGUGGCAGACUUAGACGGAUGGGUGCAAGUCGUAACCCAAAUGAACUCUCACAAGGUGGUCGUGAGGCUUCAUGGGAGGUGGGUGGGCAAGGUUGGAUUAACCAUGAAGCAAAAGAAGCAUGUGCUUAGGGCAUCAACAGAAGGGGGGCACCACAGAAUUUUUUCCGUUGCCAGAUUUUUAACAUUCAAGGUCAUAAAUCUCUCAGCUGAGUGUUCAUUUUCUCAGUUGAAGUAUGUUAAAAAUCCCAACAGAACAGCGAUGCAACAAUAUGGAUGCCUUAUCUGUGCUAAGCAGAGAUGCAGAUGUUUCUCCUCCUGACGUUUUCUUGCUGCUGCAUCCCCAGGUGCGGGAGUUGGAGGCUGAACUGGACGCAGAGAGGAAGCAACGGGCCCAAGCGCUUGCAGCCCGGAAGAAGCUGGAGCUUGAUCUUCAGGAGGCGCUGGCACAGCUGGAUGCGGCCAACAAGGGACGGGACGAAGCAGGGAAGCAGCUGCGAAAAUUGCAGGUGUGUGUGUGAGAGAGAGAGAGAGAGAGAGAGAGAGAGAGAAGGAAGGAAGGAAGGAAGGAAGGAAGGAAGGAAGGAAGGAAGGGAGACACUGCCUCGUUUUAAUUUUGUAAAAAAAUAUCCUUACUAUAUUUUCAAAACUUAAUAAAAGACAAGCAACAAAAGCAGCUAACAAAUGUUUCUCCACAACCAACCAAUGCAGCCAAAACAAUGCACAUAUAUAAGAAGGUACAUGAAAACUGGUCUGAUAAAUCUCUCCACGGAUAGUAUUACAAAAAUGCAACACCACUAUUGCAUUGUCUCCCGUAUUAGGGUUUUUUGAUUAUUCCAAUCAAUAUUUAUAUCAUAAGGGAGAUGUGAAACUUUUAAAAUAGUAGAUGCUUGUUUAGAGAUAACUAGAUGUUGGCGUUUCACAAUAAGCGUAUCUCUUGAUUCUUGAUACACUUGAUUCUGGACAGUCACUCUGGCAGAAAAACUGAACUGCCAAGUCUGAGCAAAACAAACCCAUUAUCUUUUUAUGUCACUUUUAUAUAUGCGGCAUGAGGGCCAUAUGAGAUACUCCCUGAUUAUAUUAUUUAGACAGUGCCCUCGAUGCGCAAUCUACACGAACGUACAAAGACAUGAUCCUGCUCCAAAGAUCUUUCAGUCUAAAAAUUCAGCACACAGGAGAUGACUGAGAAAGCAGUGGAGGGGGGGAUAAAGAGGGGAAGGCUGUGUGACUUAUUUCAACAAUCCCUCCUUAGGCUUAGCUACAGGUAGGGCAAGGGUAGCCAACAUGGGAGUCCUCUGGAUGUUGUUGGACUUGCAACUCCCAUGAGCUGCCAGUGGGCCAGAGGCAUUGUGGGCACUGUAGUCCAGCUACAACAAGAAGGGUCAUAGCUUCCCCUACAGUAGGGUAUGGGGACUAGGGCAUUGCCAUACAGUCACUUGCCUGGGAGGGUGUGUGUGUGUGUGUGUGUGUGUGUGUGUGUGUGUGUGUGUAAUUCCUCAGCCUCCCUUAUGUUCUUGGCCUAAGGAGUCAAGCUUUUGCUGUUUUUUAAGCAUCUUUUCCCUCCCAAUUCCAGGCCCAGAUGAAGGAGCUCUGGCGGGAAGUGGAGGAAGCCCGUGCAGCCCGCGAAGAGAUCUUCAUUCAGUCCCGCGAGAGCGAGAAGAAGCUGAAGAAUCUGGAGGCAGAGUUGCUGCAGCUGCAGGAGGUGAGGGGUGAAGCUCCAUGGAGCCUCCUGAAGGAACUGGAGAGGCAGCGGUGGCUGGUGGCGGGCAGAUCAAUUGUGGACACCCUUCCAUUUUGCUGCCAGCUUCAGCCCAUCUUGAGCCAGUGGAGUGGAGUCCCCAAGGCAGUUGGAUCACGCCUUGCAAUCCUCCUUCUGGCAACUCCAUAGCCAACCCAGUGCCAAACAUAUUGCUUUGCUUUCCUUUGGACCACAUCAAUGGGACUGGGGGGUGGGGCUUGUCAACCUCCAUAUACAAUGCCUAGGCUUGCCGUCCUGCAAAUGCGGCAAAAACAAUGUGGGAGGCAGCAGUUAGGAGUUAGAUGGGCGUAAGGAGAGAUCAUUGUGUCUCACUGGUCAGCUACUGCCCGCUUUAAGCCAGGCAAACCCCGGUCAAUAAACUGCUGACCCGCCAAUGUCCGCCUGCUUCAAUGGGGUUUGGACAAGCACUCAGCAAGCAGGCCGAACUUCUGCUCCAAGUCGAUAGGUCUCUACAGCCACAGCUGUAGUUUGACUUCAGCCAACAGGUUGACCCCCAAAAGUGCACUCCUUCAUUGUCUCCCGAGACGGACGGAUGCUAACCAAACCAAUGUAGUAGACAGGGGGUUGAAAGUAGGACACCUGAGACCUGGAUUCAAAUCCUCCCCAGCCAUGUAGCUCACUGAAUGACAUUGGGCAAGUCAUCUCUCUUGUCAAUGUGACCUACAUCACAUCUCUCUCAUAUGCACACAUUUAUAGUUGCAAGGGCUCUUAAACUGAUAAAAGUGCCAGGAGUGUCAGCACAGAAUGGCUGCCAUUCCUCUGUACCAGUGAGAACAUACGAGUAUGUGUGUCUUUCUAUAUAGAUCUAUUCCACACACACACACAGCUUGAGCCUAUUCUAGGCGAAUGGGAAUAAUAAUAAUUAUAAUAAUAAUUUAUUAUUUAUACCCCGCCCAUCUGGCUGGGUUUCCCCAGCCACUCUGGGCGGCUUCCAACAAAAUAUUAAAAUACAAUAGUGUGUCAAACAUUAAGAGCUUCCUUAAACAGGGCUGCCUUCAGAUGUCUUCUAAAAGUAUGAAAUGCUGCUGCUGUUUUUUAAUCAGUGGAUAAUGGGAAGGAUACCCUCUUUCCUGUUUUGACCUGUUCCUCCCUAUCGCCAUCCAGCCUGCCUUCUGCUGACCUUUUCCCAUCACUUGCAGGAACUGGCAGCGUCAGAGCGAGCCAAGAGGCAGGCACAACAGGAGCGGGACGACCUGGCGGAUGAGCUGGCCAAUGGGAACAGUGGCAAGUGAGUGGGGAAGCCCAUUUCCCAUGCUCCUUUGAUUCCAUUGAGCAUGCACAACGGAUGACGUUGUUUUGUGUGAAUGGAGUUUUUUUGCCCAAGGGACUGCUUAGUUAAGGCACUUAAUCUGCUCAGCAAGCAGCCAGUGUGAACACAAAAUGGUUAGCUUUCGAACGUUGCUCUAGGGGUAAUUAAUCUGGAUCAGGGUUGCCUCUUCUAGGCUUGCCUUUUAAUCUGGAAUUGGCAUGGUUUGUUCAUUCGCUUUGUACAGAGAAUCCAGAUGACAUGUUUUUUUUUUGGGGGGGUGGUCUGUGUUGUACUUAUGUCCUUUAUUUUCAGACGUGACCUGUUGUGGGUUUUUUAAACGUUAAAAUGCAGUGGUAGCGGCACGUCCAGUGUAGAUAAGCAAAAUAUUACUGAGGUUUUCCAGGGCUAGUGUGCCAAAGCUGCCGUUCAAGAAGGGACCUCAAUAAGCAGGUUCCCCUUUUUUCCGUUUUUAAGUAAAACAGCACUGUUUUUUAUAAAAUGGAGGCGGAGAGCAAGGAGCGGACAUUAGUUAUUGAAGACUUCCCCCCUGCCCAGAGGAAGGAACUGACUAAGAAUCAAUUAAGGGGUUGUUCAUCAGGUAACGCUGCUGCCGCCAUGUUGAACAGGAAGUGAUUAGAGGCUGAAGCCCAUUUUAAUUUUGCUUCCACCCGAUUGCAGAAAAGCAGUAUCUCAGUGGCGCUAAAGGCUCUAGCCUAAAUGGUGGGGUGUUCCUUGGGUGGGCUUCCUCCAGAGAUUUUUCUCUGAUCAACUGCUGUACCACGGCCCUCACCCCCAAAAUUACGCCCCCUCAGGUCUGCUCUCAUGGAUGAAAAGCGCCACCUCGAGGCCAGGAUCGGUCAGCUGGAGGAAGAGCUGGAUGAGGAGCAGAGCAAUAUGGAGCUCAUGAACGACCGAUACCGCAAGCUCAGCAUGCAGGUGAGCAGGUUCCCCCACCCUCUUCGGAGCAGGCCCUCUUAUGGCAUGCGCUCCCUGGCCCUGUGGCUCUGAAACUGCCUCCUGACACACACACACCCCAUCUCCCGUGUCCUCUCUGCAGGUGGAAACGCUCACCACAGAGCUGGCAGCGGAGCGCAGCUUCUCGCAGAAGGCCGAGAACGCCCGGCAGCAGCUGGAGCGCCAGAACAAAGACCUGAGGGCCAAGCUGGGAGAGAUGGACUCCUCUGUCAAGUCAAAGUACAAGAUGGCCAUCGCAACCCUGGAGUCCAAGGUGGCCCAGUUGGAGGAGCAGUUGGAGCAGGAGUCCAGGUAGAGCCCUGGGAUCCAAGGUGGCAAAUCCACCCCCACAAACACCCCCACACCCAGUGCUUUGAGCUGGCGUGGGACUGAGUGGUUAGAGCGCUGGACAUAGUGCAAAAUGAGACAAGGAGCCUGUACGCUCCCCGCCCCUUAUGACAAACAGCUUUAGAUUGGACGUAUUUAUUGUUUAUUUAUUUUUUACAUUUAUAUACCACCUUUAUAUUCACUCCAGGGACGCGGGUGGCGCUAUGGGUUAAACCACAGAGCCUAGGGCUUGCUGAUCAGAAGGUCAGCGGUUCGAAUCCUUGUGACAGGGUGAGCUCCCGUUGCUCGGUCCCUGCUCCUGGCCAACCUAGCAGCUCAAAAGCACGUCAAAGUGCAAGUAGAUAAAUAGGUACCGCUCCGGCAGGAAGGUAAACGGCGUUUCCGUGCGCUGCUCUGGUUUGCCAGAAGCGGCUUAGUCAUGCUGGCCACAUGACCCGGAAGCUGUACACUGGCUCCCUCGGCCAAUAAAGCGAGAUGAGCGCCGCAACCCCAGAGUCGGUCACGACUGGACCUAAUGGUCAGGGGUCCCUUUACCUUUUUAUAUACUCUCCAGGUGGUUACAUGGUUCUCCCCUCCUCAUUUCAUCCCCACAACCACCCUGUGGGGUGGGUUAGCUUAAGGGUUAGCGGGCUUCAUGGCAGAUUCAAACCCUGGUCUCCCAGGUCCUAGUCCAGUACUCUUUUAACUGUUACACCAGACACUAAAUAGAUUUAGGCUGGUUAAUUAGCACGAAAGGGGGUUGUCAGGGAACUGCCAUCAGUGCCGGAGGGAGAGAGCAAAAUCCAGAGGGAUUCCAGAGAGCAUCCAGGGAUUGGGAGAAGCAGCCCAUCUUCUGGGGAAGAGAAUCAGCGUAGCACCAGUGGAGAAGGGGGGCAGAUGGGCGAAGCGGCGAGGCGGUCCCAUGACUCCUUGCCUGGGACCAGCGGGGAGAGUAGGGGUCCUCCGUUGCCCACGCCCUCCUUGCGCAGAAGGCUUUCGCGCAGAGAGAGUAGGAGGAGACUAGGCGUCAAAGAGCUUCUUUGCUGGAAGAAGUUUAAGAAACGCCCACUGACGGAUUCUGCCAGCGAUUGAGACAGCCACGGAUGAGUGGCUGUCCGGACAGAAAAGGUUCACUCAGGCAACCCAGCCAGGUGUUUGCACUGGCUUACGCACGAGCAACCCCUAGAACCAUUACAGGGGUGUUUUAAACUCCCCCUUUGUUCAGCACCACUCUCCUGCGGUCCCAUUGAAUGACAAACAAGACACAAAAAAUGAGUGGGAGAUCUCCUGGUGUCUCUUCUAACAUGGCCUGCAUUGAUGUGUCCCGGGUUCAAAUCUCCGCCCGACUGCAAAGCUUGCCAGGUCAGCUAAUGUGACUCGGCUUAAUCUCCCUCAAGGGUUGCUGUAAGGAUAAGGUUGGGGGAACACCACAUAUAACACCACCUUGACCUCUUUGGAAGAAGGAUGGAAUAAAAGUGUAGUGUUAAUACACACACGAAAUAUAUCGUGCAUAUAUACUGCUCUCACAUGGGCUCCCAGUAUUCUCCCACCUAGUUUACUGAAUAAAAUUUCACCUUGCUUAUUUCUAGGGGUGGGGCAACAUCAGAGGUUCCCAGGCCAUUAAUUAGGGCUCUCUUCCACAUUUUCCGUUUUUUAAAAAAAAUUAAAUUCUCUGAUUUGCACAAACUGCAUAUCUUUCUCUGUCUUGCUAGCUAUGUUGCAGGGAGAGCUAUGGGGAAAACUCUUAUAGUGAAGACUAGGACCAUGAGUGAAUUUGCAGCGGGAAUGGACAAAUAAACAUUAAGAAUUAAUUUCUUCAGAAUAGAGGUGGCCACUUUAAGCAUGCUUAUCAAAAAGUAUGAGCAGACGUUGGCAUGUAGAACAGCCCUAAGGAAAAUGUUGUCAUGUCUAAUUUCCCCAGGAAUGGAUACAGCUGGAAAAAUAUACCUAACCUAUAUAAAGGCACCCCAGCUUCCCCCUAAGCAAUGGUGGGUCCAGGAACAUCCCCAGACUAAAUAAUAACUCCCACCCACAGCCAACCUGAUUUCUUCCUAUAUUUUCUGUUUUUUUAGGGAGAGGAUUCUAUCAGGGAAACUUGUGCGGAGGGCAGAGAAGAAACUCAAGGAGGUGAUUCUGCAAGUGGAUGAAGAGAGGAGGAACGCAGAUCAGUACAAAGAUCAGGUAUGGCCAAGACGUCUGUGUUCCCCACCCACCCCUCAUUUUCAGCCCUGGGGCGUAUUUUCAGUGCUUGGGACUCAUCUAUCAGAAAUGUUGAAGAGAUAGUCAACAAAACCUCUGAGCAUGUGCAAAACACCUUCCCUCACCAUUUAUAAGUUUCCCAGGGCAAGGCUUUCAGCUUCAGGGCACGCUUUAACCCUGCCAUCUUUUUCCUUUAUGCUAGAUUUUCAGGCUGCUCUGCACGGACCUAUUUUACAGAUGCAUACUGUUUUAUUUAUCUUUUUAGCCUUUGUUUUUCUUACUUUUUUUUUAAUCUCCCUUCCUUUGAAGGCAAAAAAAAAUAGUUCCCUAAAAAUAAACAAAUAUUUAGAAAUUAAGCAGCCACACAGUAUUUAAAACACUUCCCCCCACGUCCUGCAUCUUGACCUCAGCGACUUCGUUUCCUUAAGUCAUAAAAACGGGCAGGUGAAAUGGUGGCUCAGUAGCCAUAUUGAACUUAACGCACGUCGAGCUGCCUGGAAGAUUUGCAUGCCUUGGGGAUCCAGUUUUCUGCUCACCUUAGACCUCUUUCUCUCUCUCCCUCUCUGUUUUCUGGCAGGUCGAAAAGAGCCACCUGCGGCUAAAACAACUCAAGCGGCAGCUCGAAGAAGCGGAAGAGGAGGCCUCUCGGGCCAACGCCAGCCGCCGCCGCAUGCAGCGCGAACUCGAGGACGUCACCGAGUCAGCAGAGUCCAUGAAUCGCGAGGUGACCAGCCUGCGGAAUCGUCUCAGGUGAGCAGGGUUAUUAUGGAUGAGCGGGGGCUUGGCCUGGGUGGGAUCUGGGUGCAGGACGCUUCUUCAAGAUUCAGACCCUCUGCCAUAUGCCUUGUGACUAGUUCCUAGCCCUAGUAACAGAGGAAGCCUUAGACCGAUGGCCCAUCUUGCUCAUCAUUGCCUUCACUGUUGGCUGUGCCUCUCCAGGUUUUCAGGCCAUUAGGAUGUCCGGGAUUGAAUUUGAGACCUUCUGCCUGCAAGGCAAAUGCUCUGAUCCCAAUAUAGGGCCCUUGACACAGCUAGUUGAGAGUAGAUUGCCCUGCCUUGUAUGUCCCCCAUGUCUUCCUGUCCCCACAGGCCCUUAGAUGCUCCCCUUUUUGUCUCUUUUUCUUUUGCUGUUCUCAUAACUCCAUAAGCCCUAGACCUGUAUUAAACAUGAUGCUCAAUAUGCUACAGAAUAUAGCUUCAGGUAGGGCUGCCGCAUUUCAGAAAGUGAAAUUUGCCCCAAAAACUACACUACUGACACAGGCUACCAUAUGUCCGGAUUUUCCCCAAACAUUUCAGCAAUUUCCGCCCGGAUGCUGUUUGCGAGGGCUGAAUACCGGCUAUGCCUGGGAAAUUCCAGACGUAUGGCAGCCCUGGCUUCCAGUAAAUGUUUAUCACAGUCAUGACCACAGAGAGACAAAAUGGCUAGAGCAGCACUCACACAGCCUGGGAAAAUGAGAAGCUGCUGUUGGCCAAGGUUGUCUCUGUGGGGUUGCCCAGUGCAUCGUUCCACCCCUUGGCAGCUCAGCAUAGGUUGCCUUGGAAAUUAGAGGAGGAAACUGAUGCAGAAAGUCUCCCCUACACGCCCACACAAAACGGAUCCACACUGGAUAACUAGAACCUUUAGAAUACGCCUGCACUAGAAAAACAUGCAGUUAUUUUAAACGGUUCCGGCCCGACUUGCUCCACUCCGCAGGCAGGCUCUUCUGCUGCUCCCUGGCACAAGAGGUGGGGAACUGGAGCCAGACAGUGGCCUGGAUCUUUGAUUUCCUGUAGGCCAGAUUUUAUACUUGUUUUAAAUAAUGUUAAAUCAAUUAGGUGAAAUCCUUUUUCUGCUUUGCAGAGACAGCCCAGGUUUUAGUACCACCUCUCUUCCACGGGGGCGGGCGGGGGGAUGACGACGACUCAGAACCCUAUUUCAAGGCAGCGGUAGAUAGAGAACCUGGAAGCUACUGUUUUGAAGCCUUCGCUCCCCAAUAUCUCUGAGGAUUUUCAGCCCCCUCGUAACAGUUCUGUUUCCAAGCACAAAUCCCAAUUAGCCCCCGGUUCUUCAGCCCGGGAACCUAGGGAACCCAACUCGCUUCCCCAUCCUGUUUAUACUUUUUUCUGACUUUCCCGUCUCUUUCCAUGUGGAGUUCUUUCCAGAUCAUCCGUUCAUGCUUGCACCUCUCUCUCUCUCUCUUUUUCUUUGUCUCUGUUUACAUCCCAUCUUUUUCUCGGCCCAACAGCAAGUUAGAACGCCGGCAGCGGAAGUACGUUCUCACUCCCCUGUUGUUCUGCAUGUGUGUGCUGUGCAGUUUCGGAGUGUGUGUGUGUGUCCACGCACGUGCAGUUGCCGCACAGAAGCUCCUGGCUUCCCCCCUCCUGUUUAAGGGCUGGAACAGAUUUGUCAUGGGAGAUCCGCAUUCUGAUUUCCUCCCUUCCGCUGUGCACACACCACGUGACUCUCCCCCUCCAAAGAAUCCUGGGAACUGUAGGGUUUUUUUAAAAAGGACUGCUGGGAAUUGUAGCUCGUCUGAGAGCAAACUAGAGUUCCCAGGAUUCGUUGUGGGGGAGCAAUGUGCUUUAAAUGUGCAGUGUGCACCCUACUCUUGACAUUCUGACCACUACACUGUGAUUUUUGUGUGUGAUGUGGCCGUAACUGCCUUUUUGCCCAUCCCUCCAGCAAUACUUAAUAGCAUGUUGUGAGCGGGGGGGUGGGGGGUGGAGAGAGCUGAGCACCAGCUCUUUAAUUGUUGGGAGAUCUGACCCUGGAUCUCACCCUGCCAUGCCUGUUUCUGCCCUGAUGGCUGCUAUAGAGAGGAGAGCAGGAGUGCUUGCUGACAUCCCUGGCAACUGUUGACUCUCAGUUAAGGGAGCGCUUUUAGCUGGAGUGGGUGUGGGCAGGGGAGUGCUUCUACUGUGAAGGCGCUUGCUAUGGACGUGAGCUUCCAGCUGCCCCCGUCCCAGGAAGAGGGGACAGGAAAAAGCCCCCAGUAAAGCUGGUGCUUCUCUCUUCUCUGUAGACAAGGUGUGCUUGUUGUAACCUCAGUAGGCUCACUUUUUCUAUCCAAAGAGAUUCCAGCUACCCAGUGUGAUGUAGGUGAGAGAGAGCAGACCCUGUGGGCGCUUUCUCCCCAAGCAGUAGCUGCUUCUCUCUUGGCAAUUGUACCAUCAUCCACAUUAUUUCCAAACUGAAAGAGGCAAAACGAAAGUGGAGGGGGAGAAUCCAGAAUUAGACGGUCCAUUUAGAAAUGCCACAGAUGGUUUGGAGAAGGCGGGAACUUAGGGUUGCCCUUGCAGUGAUGUCCCGGGCGGCAUUUAGCAGGUGAGGCUGAUGCCAGUAUAUAAUUCAGAAAGCCUCUUGGCAGAAUGCAAAGCACAGUUGCGCUUGCCCAAAAGGGAAGUACCACAGUUUCUUAGCAAGGAUGCUCUGGGGAUGCGGGCAGUGGUGAAACGGAUGCCCUGUCCCUUGCAUCUCUGUGGUGCAAGCUCAGCAUGGACCGUUCUGAGAGGCAGCUUUGGCACAGAUUUCAGCGGGGCAAUUGGGGCGGCAUCGGGAGUGAGUGCACUAGGCAAGGAGCUUGCCACUUCUGCAGGCUCCAGCAAAAUAAACAAGGGUCAGAAGAGGCUUCCGGUUGCUGGAAGGCCACUGUGCAGUGUGGCUGUAGAAAUGUUUGCUGGAGGGAGAUGCUUGAGUUGCGCCAGAACAGGAAUAGGGGGCAGUGGCCCUCCUGAUGUUGUUUGGGCUGCAGCUCCCAUCAUCCCUGACUAUUGGCCAUGCCAGCUGGGCCUGGUGGUGCUUGGCAGCCCAAUAACACCUCCCAAUGCCUGCGCUAGGGGCAUUUGCCAAUCCCAGCUUAGGGAGUCGAGUACCUGGGAGCAUGGCUAGCUUUUGUGGGGUGGGAGUUGAUACUCAAAUGUCCGCUGCGGUGCCAAUACAGAUUCCGUUUUCCCUCUUCAUUGCAGGCGCACCCCCCUGAGCUUCACCACCCGAACUGUGCGGCAGGUGUUCCGCCUCGACGGCGUCUCAGACGAGGAGACCGAAGACCCGGAGAGCGACUCUCCGUCUGCAAACCACCAGCCUCCUACGCCCCUGACGCCCUCUCAGGGGCAGCAGCCGGCCCCCCCUGCGGAGCCAGCCCAGACUGAAUGA